GUUUCUAUCUAAAAACGAGUAGCAUUUCCAUCCCACAAAAUUAAGUGUGACAAAAAUAACGGUAAUGUAACAUUUAAAUCUGUUUCUUAAGUUUUUUAAAAAGCAAAAUAACUAAAAAGUUAAUAAUUUCAUUCCAAGACAAUGAUAGUGUUGUCAACAAUAUACUGAUAGCCUUGCAUACGCUUUUAUACCGAAAAUAUAAUAAAAUAAGCGUUUGCCAAUCAAAACCGAAAUCUUUUCCGCGAAGAGUUUUUUCACUCAUCCUGCAUCAAAAUCAUUGCUGUUAAUGCACGAAAACCCUCCUACCGUCCCUACCGGGACAUAAUGUCGUGUUAAUUGAAUGUUUUUUUUAUUUCUUUAGUUUUUCUAAAGUAUAAUAUUAUAAUAUUUUUGUUUUUCGCCUCCAUAUAGCCUCAAAAACGCGUCUUCGAAACCGUGGGAAUCGAAAAACGACACGCAGGAUCGAAACGAACGGGCAAAAAAAGCGUAUGGGGCCCUGCUCACGGUUACGGCACGUACGCCCAACAACGACGCGUAUCACAACUUUUCAUACGAGGUAAGUAGAGAGGAACGAAAAUUGUUUUUUUUUUUUUAUACAGGUUAUUAUUUUCCGGGGUUUUUUCGUUCGUUUGUUUAGUGUUGUUUUACUUUUUAAAAACCUUUAUUUUAAUCGUUGCAUAAAUAUUUCGGUCCACGUGACCAUAAAUCGAUCAGUGGAAACCUCGUCGUGUAAAACAACAUUUUCAGCGGACCGACGCGUGUUAUAUUAUUAUAACAGUGUAGGACUUCCUGCGGUAAGGGUGUUUUCCAACAUUCCCUUAAUCUGUCUCUCUACUUGUGUAAAUGACUUAUUCGACGACCCGAAAUGACUGUCUCGUAUAUUAUUUUAUUGUAUUUCCGUCCAAAAAUAUCACAUACUUGUACAUUAUAAAUGUUUUCAUAACGAGUUUAAUACAUACACUGUUGCAGAUUUCAAAUUUUCUGAUAGUCAGGUUUUUUAAAUAAACUUAAAUGCAUAAAUCAUAAAAAAUUUUUUAUUAAACCACGAUAAAUUUAAAAUAACUUAAAAAGAAUUUACCGUACCAAAUUCCAGUAUGAUAAAGAAGCAGGAGUCCACAAAAAAAAUAAAUUCUUGAAAAUCGCUGUCCCCUUUCUCACCCUCCCCCCCACGACAAUUCAAGCAAUGAUUUCACAAAAAUUUUACCAUCACUAUUUAUUACACCGAAAAGGAUCUACCUUAUAAAUAUAUUGUAAACAUAUUUCCGAAGUAUGAACUCAUGAUAAUUUAAUAUUGAUAAAUUUCCACCAAAGCAAUUUAUAUACUUGCACUGUAUAGAAAAACCACAACCCUUUCCUUACACACAGUGUCUGGUCAAAAUAGAACAUCGGUUUCGUUCAUUGAUGCGAGUAUAACCCGAUUUGUGUAUGUUUACUGUUUGGGUUUUAUGCAAUAAAUUUAUAUUUAUAGUUUUUAUAUUCACUUAAAAUAUGAUUUUUAAUUUAGUGAUAAAAAUAAUUAAAUUGUUUGUUUCUGUUAUUUUUUUUUUUUUGUAUUCAAAAAAUGUGACAUUUUUUAUUAUUAAGAUAUCAAUUGCGAUAAAGGAAACUCGUUUUUCGGAUUAAAUAGCUCACGAGCGAUACAUAUGUGUACGUUACUAACCUAACUAGAGUGGAUAUUUAUAUGCAUUUGCAUAUUAUAAAAAAAUGGGUACAUAAAAUAAUUAUUACACAAAUAUUUAGUUUACAAUUAAAUGUGUUUAAUGGCCAUUUAUAUAGGUACAGAAGGUUUUAAUUUGAAUAUUUUGGAUUUUUAGAACAAAUUUUGAUGAUUUCGUAUAUUUGUGUAGCAUAUUUUAAGAAAUUGAUUUCAUAUAUUUUUAGAAAACACUAAACUCAGCUAAACUAGAAUCACAAUAUAUACAAAGACGAACGUACUUUACAUGAUGGGAGAGUUACUGUUGUAAGGUAGGAUAUAAAGAGGAAUUCGAUGCAUAUCUUUAUGCAGCAAUUAAUUAUUGCUAAUACUAAACGAUUCUGAGCAGAGUGUGGUUACACGUGUUUAAAAGGCAAAAUUUGAUAUUAAUAUUUUUACACAUUUUCUUUCAGAAAAGGUGUAACAGUUGAAAAUCAGAAAAAGUUUUUUCGUCGAAAUUUUGAACACAGUAAAAAGAAAAUUUUACAAAAAUUAAACAUCAUAGUAAAACCAAUAUAUUCCUUGCUUUACCCAGAAUCUAAAACAACGGUUAUCAUGUUAUUGUGAAAAUUUCAAUAUUUUUGUCUGAUGAAGUACCUACAAAAAAAGGUCUUCUAGAAGAUUUCACAAUCCAAUACUCGGUAUAUUAUAAAUGUAUAAUAUAAUUUAUUAUUUGGUAGUUUUAUCUCAUAUAUGAUUUUAACUGAUAUCAGGAGAAUAUGUUAUAUUAUGGCUAUUAUGUUAUAAAUAGGAAAAUAUAUGAAGUAAAAUAUAGUCAUAUUAGAUACAAAGUUAAAUUUAUUAUGUGUCCCCUUUAUUAGUUAAUAUAAUUUUUUCACUUUUUAUUCACUUAUAAUUUGUAUCUAUUCAGUUUUCUUUUUUGUUUGCAACUUUGAUUUUUUUUUUUUUUUGUUCACGGGUAGAUUUUUAUAAUAGCAUUUUUUUUUGUUUUCUUUAAUUAAAUUAACGUGCUUCGUAUACCUAUUCUCAUAUCAACGAAUGGAUUUUCGGAAAAUGAAUAGUUUUUUUUUUUCGUAAGACGUGUCAGAACGUAUCUUACUUGUAUCAUCAUACGGCUAUUAUUAUUACGGAUGGAAAAUAAACUGAAAUAAAUUUAUCUGUUAACUGUUCCACUGUUUUAGGUGGUAAAUUGAUUAUUCAGGAUACUUUAGAGUUAUUUAAUUUAUAUCUAUACGCAACGAUAAAUUAUUAGUCCCGAAAUAUAUUUCUGGGCAAAGUUUGGCUGUAUAUAUUUUCAAAUGAGUAUCGUCAAAAUUUGAAUCUAAAACGUUUAGAUUACUAAGUUAAACUUAUAAUGAAUGUCAAAUUAUGUGUUCAAGUAAUUGUAUUUAAUCAAACUGUUUUAUCCACAAAAUACCUACACAAUAAAAACUACGUAAAAGAAUUUGUAAAUAUAAAUUGCUUAUAGACACCUCAAAAAUGUUUUAAAAAUAUAACCACGUCUAAAAAAAGUGAAUUUUAGUAUUUUGUAAAAAUGUCAAUGUCUUACGAAUAUUUUUAACUGAAUAAAAACACAAAAAAAAAAAAUCUUAAAUACUGAAACCAUUAUUAUCGUAAACAUUCCGGUUUUUCCUAAGUUUUUUUUACAGUUUGAAAUGAUGAAAAAAUGGCUUCUUCGAAUUGAUUAAAAGCUUAAUAAAAAAAAAAAAAUCUCUUUUUUAAUUUGUUGGUUGAAGCAAGAUGUCUGGUUGAAAAUUUGUUUUAAGAUGCAAAAUAUCGAACAAAUAAAAAAUAAAAUAUCUCGUCACGUCAUUGUAUACCUAAUGCGUUAAUCGCUGCGCCUUCAAUCUAAAUGUAUAUUAUUUACAUUACAACGGAUCACACGACCAAUAUAGGGGCCGAUCGGUGUGAUUUGCAUUUACGGAAGAUUUAUAUUUUCAUUAAUAGAUAGGGUACAAAACGUGUCAUGUUAUCCUUAUAAGCUGGCUGAGCUAAAAUUAUAAUAUUAUUUAUUUUUUUUCAAACCCUGUCAAAAUACGAAACGAUGAAUAAUUUAUAACACUUUAGGGAAUAAUGGUUAUGAAAAAAAAACCCGUAGAUACACACACAUAAACACGCAUAUACGUGAAACACAACAAAUUAUCAUAAUUUACAAGUGCGUGAAUAUACUGCAGGGUUGGCCGUAAUAAUAAUAAUAAUAUAUCAACAGUGUUUUCGUUACGAAUUAAUUCGCACAUAAUUAUAUUAUUUGGACGCAUUCAUAUACAUACUCGUGCACAAACACAAAUCCGCGAGAUUUUUUCAUACACGCGUUCGCGUUGUAUAUAAUGGUAUGGAACAAAAUAAAAAUAAAAAACUUCUUUGUUACUUCACUGCCCAUGUUUUUGUACUCUUAAUGGCCGCGUUUCAAACACAUGUUUAUUUACACACGUACAAAUAUUAGCCCAGCUCGUUUUUGAGCAUAUUUUUCAAUCUCCGUAAAUAUGCAUUUUAUCACGAUCGAAUGACUGUGUACUUUUUUUGGAUUUUUCCCGUAAAUUGAAACUAUUUCACCGUAUUGUUUGUCUGUUAUGAUUAAAACGUAUAUACCAUUUAUUAUAUAUAAUAUGUACCUCUUUUCACUACUUUUAUAGACGUUUAGGUUUUUAAUUUCUGGACUAAAAUAAUGAGCUCAAACCCAGGAAUUUUCUUUUUUUGAUGGAUUUAAGUGAAACGAUUUCGGAUAAAUUUCAAUAUUAAUUUCAACAGGUUAUUUUGAAGAAGCGUGUUUUUUUAGCAGUGUAUCUACACUCCUAAUAUUUGCCCGGUAAAAAUAUCAGAAUGUGUCUUUCAAAAGUUUCCUCUCUCAGCCCUUACUCCCGACGUCUGUUUGUAUAGAAGUAGAAAUCCAGAGACCUACUUUACUUAUUUUGACGUUACUUUUUCUUAUUCAAUUCUAUACUACUGCCGAAACGUUAUAGCAUACUUUUUCACCUGAAAUGUCAAUGUAUUUAGAAACUGAAACGAAAUUGUAAAAAAUGUCUAUAAAUACAUGAUUAAACUCUGGUAACCUUACUAAUUUUAAAUCAAUUCUAAAACAAUUAAAAUAUUUUUAUGCCAUGUCGACUUGGAGAAAAUUCGACUUUGGUGAUGCUGCAAUUCUCCCAUUCACGGGCGUUUUUAUAAUUCAUGUAUAAAAUAUUAAACAACGCAUUUAAAAUAUACACUUAUUUGGUUUCAUUUUUCUACACUUUUAUAACUUUUUUAUUAAUUUUCCUAAGAAAAUGUAUUUAUUAUAUAGACGAAAUUGUUUAGUUUUAAAUAACAUUAUUGAGAAUAUUUUCUCGAGACGACGUUUUAUGAUUUUUAUUCUUUAUUCCUUCAACCAACUCAACAAGUGCGUAAUGAAAUUUUCACUUAAGUUUUUUUUUUUUUAAAUUUGGGUCUUUUAUUAAAAUAAAAUAAGCAUUUUAAAUGGCUUUAGGACGUUAUUCUAGAUUCGGGCUCUAAAAUAGUUAUCAUUAGCAGACAAAUCUGAGAUUGAAAUUGAAAUUGAAAGAAAAUAUAUUUAUUUUGAGCUGGGAAUUUCGCAUUAAAAAUACCUUUACAAUUAUAGUGUUUACGGGUACAAAAAAUAAAAUAGUUUUAAUGUAAAUGCAUUUGGUAUCAUAUCGUAUAACAACAUAAGCCGGAACACGAAAAUUAAAUCGGAUAACAAAUGUGAUGCAAUUUCAUUAAAACAUUAAAAAUAUAAAAACAGGGCUUACGAAGACAUGAUGAUACUCGACGUAUUUCGCAAGGUGAGUCGAGCCAAAAUAAUGAAACAUAUUUCUACAAAAAUACUGCACCUUAAUUUUUUUAGGUUAUUUUACUUUAUUACUUUUUAGUUUUCUUUUUUUUUUGUUUUGAGACUUUCAAAUUGUAUGCAACUAAUUCCACUGAGAAGUUCUCAUUUUUUUCAAAAUAAAAUCGUGCGACGUGUGUGACGUCCGAAUAGUUUUCUACUACAAAAAAAGAACAUCUCCUUUACUGUAGAUUGAUAAAAAUUAAAAAACUCCACUACGAAAUUUAUUUAAACUUGAACUUUAUCUAUUUAUCUAUUUAUAGAUAUUUUAAAAAAAGGUUUCCAUUCAAAAAUCCAAAUGCGGCAAGUAUUUUAUGUCGUUUUCAAAUAUAAGCUCGAAAAAAUAAUGGUGAUAUAACAGUUUUUAGAAUGUACGUUUUAAUAAAAAUGUUCACAUAUUGACUGUUUUUUUUUUUUUAUAUAAGAUUAUCUUUGGUAAAAUGGAUUGUUAUAUAUAAUUCAGUAGUGAAUGCGGUCUGUGUUGUGCACUCGUCGGGUUGCAUAAACGAUCCAUAAAAAUGGCUCGAUAACUUACCAUAAUUUUUUGAUUAAAACCAUUAGAUAAAUCACUGUAUUAUUCUCAUAAAUAAUCAUAAUAUACUGUUUAAUAUAUUCUUCAUCACAAAUUGAUCGCGGUUGUGGUUCUACAUAAUAUUAUAUUAAUUAAAUACAAGUUAACAUAAUAGAAGUCGCGUAUAAUGUAUUACAGCAAUUAUUACGAUUAUAAAUAAACGAUAAAACUAUACGAUGUACUCGUGUGUCGUUCUAAUCCAAAUCCAAUGUGAUUUUACAAUUAUUUUAACCACCACUGAUGAUGAUGAUUACCAUGUAUUUAAAUUAUUUUAAUAAUAUUUCCUUUAAUUAACGCGCAAAAUAUUAAUGUAUUAAUUACUGUGAAAAUGUAUUGUGUUAUCAGUUCAAUAAAGUUACGGAACUGUUAUAAUAUUUAUCGAGAAUUUAAAUUAUCAAUCCAAUAAGAGGUUGAAUAUAUAAGAUUAAAUAGUCGGAUAAACGAGAGAGUUUAGGCAAAAACAUUUUUUUCCCCUUUGUCACUUAGAUAAAUAUUAUUUACUUCCGAAAAAAAACUGGGUUUUUUCAAAAAUGAUAUUUUGAGGAAAUUUUAGUUAUCCGAAAAAUUCAGAAUAUGUCCAGAACAUUUUCCAUCGGCUUUUUUUUAAGAAAUUUUGAUCUUUAGUGACAACUUAUCGUUUUAGAUGAAUAAUUUGAUUUUCUAAAAUAUUAGCGUUAUUAUAAUAAUUAUGUACACUAAUAAGUACGUUUUUGUUUUUAUUAUAAAAUAUAAGGCUUCUGGAAUUUAAGAAACGAACGACCCAAAAAUAUAAUAAAAAUACAAUGGCCACGUAAAUAAACUUUAUACGCGGACUUAGUGAAUUAUCGUGUCUUACAAGCAACGCACAAAUUCUGAGCCCACGUUUUUUGAAUUUAUUAUUGCGAACAUUAUCAUUAUUUUUAUUAUUAUUUUUUGUGCGUAAUAUUUCCGACUGUAUUUUUUUUUAUUUUUCAUUUUAUAACGUGACUCGUUCAAACGCUACUAUACAUAUAUUGCCGUGUGAUAGUAAUCUUUUGUAUAUUUUGUAUUCAAAUAAUAUAAUAUAAUAUCGCCAUUGUAUUGUACGCUUACUCCCGCGUCCGUUUUAAGUAUAUUUUUCCGCCCCCUUUUCUUAAACAAUUCGUAAAACCCGCGAAAGCUGAUUAACAUCGUGAGGUUUUAUAGCGUUUUAUUAUACUUAUAUUUUAUUCCAACCUAAAGUAACGUCUAUUACGACUCGACGAAAAUCAUGGGGUUUUUUUUUUUUCAUAUUUUCGCCCAUUGAUGUCACACUGCGUUGAAACUGAAAAAUAACACGCGAUCCUCACUUAUGGAAACUUACUCGCUUACUAACUUAUACUUAUUAAGUGUUAAAAAUAACAACCAAAUAAAAUAAUUAAAAACACACAAUGACGGAACACGACGUCUUAGGGUCUGUUAUCUCGCAAAUACUGGGCAAUUAAAAAUUUAAAUGCUUUUUAUUUUUAUUCACUUAGUUAAUGGAUAAAAAAAAAAUAUAGCAUUAAAUAUUUGCAUAAAAAAACUGAAAAUAAUUCCGUCAAUGUUAAUAAAAUAUUCUUGUAAGAGUACAGGGUUUUAGUGUUUAUUUUUUUUCAUUCUCGUUCGUUUUAAAAAUUUAACUUACGUCAAUACAAUUAUUGUUUUUAUCGAAACUUUUUUUAAAUUAGAUUGCCAGUAUAGUGAGACAAUAAGAUGUGUGUUUUUAUUUCCGGGAAAACGUCUUUUUAAAUUAGGACUAAUGAUCCGAUUUCUCCAUCUAAUACCGUAACAAACGUGUGGUGUUCGCGAGAUAGUACAUUAUUUAAAACAUUGUUUGAAAUUCUCUACUCUUUUUCUAGAAUUUAAAUGAACUGAUAACUAGUGAUGAUAAUAUACCAGUUUUAGUUUUGUUAAUUCUUAGUUACUUUAGCUACAAGGGGAAAAACCCGGCUAAUACUGAAUCCUUAAUACUGAACAGUUUUUCCAAGAUUCGUUUAGAAACGUUAUUAUUUACAACAAAUUAAAGUUGCUUCAGUAUAAUAUAUAAACUAAAUCACUCUUUAUUUUAUUUAUCUCUGUGGGGAGAUACACAGCAGUGACCGAAGUAUAUCCCGCUUAUAUACAUAUUUUAUUGGUUGAAUUAGUGUUUUUUUUUUUUUUUUUUACCUGUCUCUGAAUUUUUGUAUUAGAUUAUGAGCCUAACCUUUUUGUGUUUUGGAUUUGUGUUUUUUUCCUACCUAUUAACAAUAUAUCUACCAAAAGCAUUACACCGAUUUUAGUAUCGAUCAAGUAUUUUUUAUGAAAGUAAUUUAUGACAGCAAAUCAUGUACCUUGUUAAUAUAUGCAUUAUGAGGAGGACAUUUUAUGAUAUUUCAGGCAGUUUUCUAAACAAUUGAAAAAAUACACAGGAAGGGUAGGAAAUUUUACGGCAGUAACAGUUUCCGUUAUUACUUAUUUUUAAUUCGGUUCAAAAUAAUCAUAUCUAAUUUUCCAAUAUAGUUGUAUAAUUUCAAAAAUAUUACGACUAUAGUCAUUAUAGUAAUAAUAGUAAUUUUGAAUUGUUUGAUUAUUCUAGAAUUAACUUAUGCAAGUAUAUAGGUAAAUUUAAAUACCCAGAAAUUAAGCGUAAUUUCACUGGAAGAAUCACACCACAGUGACCUACCAUCGGCGGUAUAAAAAUAUAAGAUCUAUUGUUUUUUUUUUUUUUUUUGGUUUUUUAGUUAUUUCCGGUGUUUUUCUUCCUGCAUUCAAUACAUAAUAUAUAUAAACGAAAAUGGAAUUAUUAAUGGAGGGCACGUUACAACGAAUCCCAAAACCACCGUGCACUUAAGUUUAUUAGAGUACAUAUACUGUAUUGUAUUAUACAUAGGACUCCCUUACAAGGAUAAUAUCUACCCAAGAGUACUGUAAACACUCCGCCACUUAAAAACAACAGACCCUCGAGGGACGGUCUGUACAACAUCGUGUAUCGGCAUGCAGACAUUAUUAUUAUAAUAUAAUAUGAUAUUAUAGAACAGACGCUUUUCCACGAUAAUUUUGCAUUUAGUUGAAAACGAAUAAAGACCCGAUUACUGGCGAUAUCUUGUACGAAAACCGAGCGAAUAAAUCCCCUACCUACCGAUUUAUAAAAAAAAAACACGGUUUUGAUAUUUCGGUUAGGUAUGCUGAACAAAAUAUUUUGGUAUGCUAUUCGGUUAGGUUAGGUUGUAAUAUGCAUACAUUAAAUCUAAACAAUUAUUAUAAACGUGAUCAUAACACGUAACUGAUAUAAGAACUGUUGUACAGUAAUAUACAUUUUCAUAAAAAAAUAGUAUAGUUUUGUUAAUUGUUCAAAUUCAAUGACUUUCUGAUUAUUAUAUUGUAUUUUGUCAUUAUAUUUUUAAUCAACACGAGAUUAAAAAUGUAUUUUAUAGAUUUUGACAAAAUUUUUAAAGACAAAUCCAAUAUAAACAAAUAUUAAUUAAAUGUAGUAAACUUUAUUACAAAGUACAAAUUUCCAUUUAAACUUUCAUAUGAACAUUCAAAUUUUUUCUGACAUUAUAAUGUUGGUAUUAUAAUAUUAUAGUUUGUUACCACCAUGUGAUUUAUGAAAUUGAAACAACGCGAUACAAUAUUAUUACUAAACAAGUAAUAACUGAUAUGCCAUAAUUUUAUUAUACGUCAUGCAAUUGCUUAAGAUACAAACCAUUCGAAUAUAAAAAAUUAAAUUUAAAAACAAAUUUCAAAAUUUUCAGAAAAUAUCGGUAGUAAAAAAAAAAUUCAUACUUAUUAUUAUUGAUUGUUUUGUGUCUGUACUUUAUAAAUUGUUAAUAAAAGUCAAUGAAUUUCAAACAUCACUUUUAUUGUUCGUGGGUUGUCAAUGACAUCGCAAACUUCGCUGUUCUUAGUUGUUUGACCGUACGAGAUUUUGUUGAGGUUGAUAGUCGAUAAAAUUAAAAAUAUUUCUGGUUUGUCUCAGGUGAAAAAAAUGGCCAAAGAAAAGUUCAAUUACACGUUCGGCAACGAAGCUGUGUCCACAUCCGUGACGGCCUUCUACGACGCGGUGCUUCUGUACGGAUUGGCGCUGAACCAGACGCUGGCUACGGGUGGCAACCAGACGGACGGUGCAGCAAUCGUAAAAGCAAUGUGGAACAGGACGUUUACCGGAAUCACCGGUGAUGUCAACAUCGACAGCAACGGCGACCGGAUUGCCGAUUAUUCGCUGCUUGAUAUGGACCCAAAAACCAACGAGUUUAAGGUAGGCCCGCACAUAGGAUUUUAUUUCCUAAAAAAAAAAAAAAACUCUAAUCAUUAAAAAUUGAAUCGACUAAGAAAAAAAACUAUAAAGCCUAAGAAAUUACUGUUAAGAAUUUUUUUUUUUAAAAAUUCGUUGAAUUCGAUGCCAUCAAAUGUUCGCACUUUAUAUUAUAACAGUCGCUUUAGCCUUUACUACACAGUAUAGUAUUUUUACAUUUUAUUUUUAAUAGGUAUUUGAUAUAGUAUUGGUUGAAAAAAAAAACAUAAAACAUCAAUUAUUCAGAUAUUUCUAAUAUGUCGUUCUAUUGAUUUGAUCGUAUCGAUGCUUGAUUAUGGGCUUUAUAGACUGUGUUGUUAUCCACAACACGUUAUCACGUUGAUGGCAUUACUUUUUCUGUCGACACUCGUUAUAUUUAAUCUUCAUUUCACAACAUCAUAUAACACGCAAACCUUUUAAGUUUUAACCAUUGUGGUUUUAGAUAAUUCGUUUAAAACAACGUUUAGGUGUCGUCAGAUAAUAUCUUUUCGCUGACUGUUUCGUCGUUUUAAAACAACCGAUAAUAUUGACUGUUUUGAUAUUAUCGAUAAAUCUUUUUUUUUUUUUUUAGUUUUCAUAAGCCAUGUGGGUCCUAUGCUGCCUCAAAUAAAUUGAUGUUUCUUUUAUCUGCAUUUUUCAUUCCUGCUAUUUCAUCUAACCGAUUUUUCUUUACUAGCCAUCAUAUUUGUUGCCUUUCUCUGAGGCGUAUUUUAUUUGAAUUUAUGACUAAACUCUGUCCGGUGUUCAUUCCGAACGAAGCAAGAAAACGAGGUACUUUUUUUAAUUUUCAUUAUCACUUUUUGAGUGAAAUAGUAAAAAAAAAAAAAAACUCUAAAACACUUUCAUACGCCUUGUACCAAAAGAGAAACAGAUUUUACGGUCAGUGUGCUACCUACAUUUUAAUCGAGACAUUUUUUUCCGUAGAUUCUCAACGGAUAUUUUCGUAUUUUUUUAAUUUAUACUCCUUUCAAAAUACCACAGUUAAAAUACAUGCAUUUUUUAUUUUUAAUUAAAUGUAAAUAUUAAACUUUUAAGUUAAAAGUAAUCGCUUGUGGCGGCAAUAUUUAAAGCGCCCUAAUGAAAAACCUUUUUUUUUCUAACAAUUUUAAUCGUGUUUAGUUGUACGAGUUUGAAAUAUUAUUAAUUCAAUAAUAAAUUCGCCGUAAUUUUUAACAAGUAUUAUUAAUUUGUUAUUCCCCGUGGUAUUAAUUAACUUAACAUUUUACAAAACCAAUCAGUUUUGGCUUCAAAAUAAAGAAAGCUAUUACGUUUAUAAUCUCCCUAAUGAAUAAUUCCGGUGUCAUAUUACUUACAUUUUUAAAUUACUAAAAAAUCGUAGAAAAUAAAAGUACUUAUUUUAACAAAAGUUUCAACCACUAAAAAUUUUCUAAAUCUCUUUUUUUCAAAAUGGCUAUUUAAAUUUUUUUUUAAAAAAAUUAAAGAAAAAUUAAAAAUUUUUUUUUCUGGUCCCCCUCUCCCCAAACAAAAUAUGUUCAUAUAUAAAUUGUAGCAAAGAGACCUAAUAAAUAUUUAAAAUAAAAUAUAAAUAUAUCAAACAUAUUAAAUAGUUUUAAAUUAAAUUAAACAAUUUUAAUUUAUUUUAUUUUAUAUUAUAUCUCCAAGUUUUUAAUAGACUUACGAAACGGAUGACCAAAAAUUAUAUAAAAAAGCUCAUUUUAACUUAAAUGAACUGACCAAAUCGUUGCCGAAAUCCAUGUGACAUAAUUAUAGAAAUAGACAAAUUUUCAGUGUAAUUUGAACUUUUUAAUGAAAUGUAAAAAUAUAUCUCGAGAUUGGGUAACUAUUGUGUUGGAACGUGGAAUAAUAGCCAUUCAUGAAAUUCAAGGCACUCAAUUUUAAUCAGAUAGCUGCACUUUCUGGAGAAAAAAAUCUCAUUUCAACCUCAUCAUACCACCGCAGAAGAUAAUAUUUAGCACACAAAAAUCGAAAAAAAACAAUUCUGGACAAUGACUUUACAAAAGGGUAAAUUUAAAUUGGCUCGGAUAAUGCCGGUUGGAAAAGCCAACUUAUUUCAAAUGUAAAUAUUUGUAUAGUCGUUAAAUUUUUUUUUUUAUCAUAAAUAGAAUAAAUAAUGGAUCUAUUGAAAGAACAAGAAUGGUCGAUUUUUAUUUGUAUUUCUUUUUUUGUUGUUAUCUUUUUUUAGUGCUUUGUAUUGGUCUCGACAAUUAAGUACUAUCUAAUGAUAUUAAAUUAUCAAAGGGCAUACCCUAAACUAUAAAAAAUUCGGCGACAUCGGUGGUUAAAAAUGUUCGUAAAUAAGAAUAGUAAACUUAAAAAUGUAUUUUCUCCAAAUUUAAAAUCUGCGAGUAAUUGUGAAUAUAAUAAAUUGUGUUCCGGUCUAUACGAAUAACGUGUCAACAGAAAUACUGAAGCGAGUCAUGCUGUGAUUCAAUGAUACAAUAGUGUUAGUGUUUACAUCAUGUAUUUUUCGAGCCGUUAAGAAAUACUAAUAAAAAAAAAAAAAAAAAAAAAAAAAAAAAAAAAAAAUUAAAAUAUAAAAUCAUCCGUGCCCGAGACGAGAUUACGGUGAACGUCGUUUAUUCGCGUAAAAUAAAUAAUUCCUUCGAACCGUUUUUCAGCAGUGAACGUAUAUAGAGUAUUAUGCAGAAUAAGACGAAUCGUAAAUAUGUUUAUGUAGAAAGUCAAUCGAAAAAUGUAAAUAGAACGAAAUAAAAAACAAACAAAAAAUGUAUUUCGUGUAAAUACAGAAACAAAAAACUGUAUAUUACAACAAUCAGUUUUCCAAGAAUGUAAUCUCGGCAAGGCGGCGGCUCUGUCUCUUAGCUCCAAAUAGUCCGUGGAAAUAUUAUGAUUUUCAAAUAAGUAUUUAGCUUAAACUCUCGAAAACUAUAUUAUUAUUAUAUUUCAUCUUUUACACGUCAUUGUCUGUAUUGAACUUUUUUUAGUUUUCUCCACGGGUUUAGUAUGCACUCCGGGACAAAAUCGUAAUUUAUUAUUAUCGAAUAUUUUCACCGAUGACGGGGGAAUAUUUCAAAGUCGGUAAACAAGUGGAUUUCCAUUUAGACAUUUUUAUAAAUUUACUUUAUCGAUGACGUACCCGUACGUUUCAUACAAUAUGAUAUGUCCACUUAGGAGAAAUCAUCAAAAGUUAAAAAAUAAACCCGUCGCUGCUUUUGAUUGAAAUUCAGUUAAACACGUUUUACGUUUAAUAUUAGGCAUUUUGAUAAGCCAAAACAAUUUACUGUACAGGGUGGUCUACAACAUUAUUCGAAUUCUAUUAACUCUGUUAAUCUUCAUGUUUAUUUUUCAACCAGAUUUAGUGCCAGGGAAAUACCAUAAUUGCAUAUUUAUUUUAAAAAUCACUGAAAAAAAAAUACUUUUUUAUUUUUCACAUUUUAAAAUUUACAAAUUUAUAAAAAAUAUUAUUCUGAUAAUUUGAAUGUAUCAUGUACUCAUAUCCAAUCAAUUGAUUCUUAAUACUAGCCGUUAAUAAGAAUAACACAAUACGCGAUAAGGAAUCAAAAUCAGCACGGAAUUCAUUAUUAUCUAUUGAGUAUUUAUUUAUUUUCACACCUUAUUUUUAUACUAAUAUUUACAAAGCUAAUAGUAUUUAGGUUACAAUCUAGAAUACCCUGUAUUCGUAUACAUCGGAAAAUCGAAUGCAAAAUGUUAUAAUUUAUAUAAUUUCCGUCAUAAUUAAACCUCAACUCUUUGAUCAGCACUAAUAGUUCCACACGAACUGCCCCUUUUAUAUAGCUACUACCACAGUAACGGUAAAUAUAUAGCUGCCGUCACAGCCGGGUCUUUACAAGGCCCCCAAAUUAUCCGUUAUACUUCUCCACUUCAACUGCCAUUGCAAUUCGCCAUUGCCAUCGGCGCACGCUUCCUUUCGUUGUAUGCAAAAUGCCGUGAUUCAAAAAUUUAAAAUGCUCAUAAUUUUUCACUGAAAAUGCUAUGUCGAUAAAAUUUCAAUAAAAGUAUUCUAUGCAAAUUUCAGAGCUCUAUGAAUAUUUUAAAACUGAGUUAUGGCAAAAAUAUAAAAUCAAAAUAUUGGAUUAUAGUCUCCUAUUUGAAAUUAUUUAUAAUAAUAAUGUGAUAUGCAUGUAUGUACCAAGAUGAGACCCGUUUUUUUUUAUCUCCAUUUUCUUUAUAGGAGAAAUUUCGAUUUAAUAGAAAGUUUAUGAAGACAUCUUUUUUGCCCUCGGAAAAAAUUACAGUACAUCUCAAACUCGAGUGUAGUUGACGUUCUUAUCAAACAUAUAUUUUUCUCGUCUAAGUUUCCUUGAAAAUAGAGACUAUUGCAGUCUAUUUUGUCUCUUGUUAUUUUUUUCCCGUAAACUACUUUCAUAUACUUUAAUAGGCUUCUUUCUGAACGGAGUUAUCCGGACUAGUCCGAGCUCAAGCAUAAGAUUUGUUUUAUAAGUGGAUUGAAGCUAUAUAAAUUUCAUUAUUCAGUAUGCUUUUGUGGGCAUACUAUUUUAAAUCUUUGAACCUACCUGAUGUUUUUGAACUUUGGGCAUAACUAAAGAUCUUCAAAUCUAAAGUUUACAUUUCGUAUAUGACUAUCUUUAGUAUCAAGUAUAUAGCUUUUGGGGUUUGAAUCUUUUAAUCCAAAUGCCUAUUAUUCUUGUGCUUAAAUAUAAAAUUUUGAAUUUGUAUUUUUUGAAGUAAUUUAAAUUCAAUAUAGUUUUAUAGUAUUUACUUGUUAUUAUUUUACAAAGAAUGUUAUUUAAACACAAAUUUUGGACAGGAAUCAUGCACUAAUGGCGAACCUAUGUUACUCACGAGUAUUUUCUCUUAAAACUAUAGUAAUAUUAUUAUAUACGAACAGUCGUCUGUCGUAUUAUUACGAGGUGUUCGCUGUAUAUACUGCGCACAUAAGUUAAGAUUGUAUGCAGUAAAAACACGGUAUCAAAUGCAGUCACUUGAAUGGAAACACGAUAAUGUUAAACUUAUACGAUUAUAUUAACCUACACGAAAAUUUUUAGUGAAAUCGAUUUUGGUGUAGGGAAGUUUUCAGUCUUUUUCCGAAAAUAUUUAAAUCAUAUUUAAGAUAUUUUGAAUCUGCGUAAACGAUGUGACAGUAUCGGUGACAUGUCCAACACAAAAUGAGGACAGGGAUUAUUUUUUUUUUAAAAAAAUAAUUGAUGAUUGAUCGUGGUUUUGAAAGAUAAAAAAAAACCAUGUUCGCAAAACAAUUUAGCCGCGAAUUAACGAACCGGCAUUGGUUUUGAUAUUCAGAGCUGUGGUUCAUGGAAAAAGUAUGAAAGAUGUUGACCGUGAUAUUGACGAUACAUUGUAUUUACCUGUAAUAACAAUCCCCAUAGGCCUCGUAAAUCCAGGUGAAAUGAAAGAACUCGGUUCCACUUUCUGCUAUCGGGUCUAAUAUUAAAGGAAUACAAAUAGGCUUCGAAUAUCUAAUCCGAGAACGGUAUUAUUAUUCUAAUAAACGUCACUGUGAAAAAAUGUAAUAAAAUCCUCAUAAAAUGUAUUUAUUUAAAAUAUUUGUAGGGACGAAGUUAUAUAUUAAGGUUUUUUUUUUUUUUAUAUCAUAAACUCAUUUACAUUUCCCACUUAAUAAAAUGUACGGAUUAUCAACCUGUUUGAAUUUGAAUAGAAAAUGUUUCCUAAAUUCUCGGCGGAUUUUCUGAAAAAAUUUCGAAAUUCAAGUUUAUUACAAAACGUGAUGACGAUUUACUGGUUUCGAACAAAAUCUAUGAUACGACUAAAUUACUAAGGUUUUAAAAUAUUUUGAAGUAAGAUUUUAAAAUUUAAAUUUAAAUUAUUUCAAAGUGCUCACAAAGACACACUCGAGUCGACAAUCAUAUAUGAAUGUGCUCUUUUUGGUAAUAAAUUUAUUAUUUUUUAAUUUGUGGUUUCUUUUGGUUUUACACACAAACAAAAAAAAACUACUUAUUCUAAAACCAAUCGAAUAUUAUAAUUCAUUACGUCCCACGCACAACAAAGACCGUUACGAUCAACCCACGAUGUAAAAAUGUAUGUUUACCUUACCCUUUUUUUAAUGUAUAUUUUCUAUCGUGCAAUAUUUGUAUUGUAUUGCCUAGUACCCCAAAAAAUUAAGAUUCGUGAUAAUCCGUCUAAUUUCCGACAGAUCAUUUUUGUUUCCAUUUUGCGUUUUGGAUUUAAAAAUCACACGGCGCACGACAUACCUUAUUUUAUCACGUCGACGUAAAUGUACUGAAAUUGCCUGGCUCCGACGCCAGUUAUAAUUAAGGAUGAUAUAAUUUUAGAACGAGUAUUAUUAUCUAUUCAGUUCAGAUCAGUCGAAAUUAAUAUUUUAAUCACUGAGCAAGUUUAUGUUUACCUUCUUGAAUAUUUAGCAAUACAAUAUUGUUUAUCAAUCAAUGCAUAAUUUUGAAAUUGAUUUGACAAUAUUUUUCAUCCGACAAUAAGAAAACAAAAUUGUUAAUGUUUCGAUGCUACUGUGAGAAAAUAAAACAGAUAUCUGAAUUUCGGAAGUUUUGUGCAUUCCCAAAAGAUAAAAUAAUACAAGCGGUCUUUCUCUCGAAAUUAUUAAUUAUUUCGUUAGAGCACGAAAUAAAUAAGUAUAUAUAUAUAUAUAGUGUCGGACGAUUUUUCGCGAGUUACAGACGAUGUUUAGAUAUAUUUCGCUACAUUUAAAAAAGAAAACAAUGAUUUAUACAAUUUACCGGUGGAAACAUUUUUCAACGAGAAAAUUACUUUUAAAUGUUAUGCAUAAUAACAACGCGAGGGAAAUUAAAAUUGUAUGACUUUUUCAUAGUUAUUAUAAAUUGAAUACGAGUAAGUACAUUGAAGCACACGAAUGAGAUAUAAUUAUUAUAAAUUAAAAUGAUAAAACGUGAGUUGUGGAGUAAAAAUAUCCCAUUAAUGUUUGUUUUAUACAUCUAAGCCAUUUUGGAUUAUAUUUUUUUUUUUACUGUCACACAUAAUUUCACAUAAUUACUUUAACUUGAUUAAAUUUUUAACACUGAUGUAAUGCAAGUUAUUUUCAAUAUCACAUUGUAUUCAAGGGGAUUUAAAAUUCAUUUUUUUGUUCAUACUAACCAGUUGUUACGACAGUAGUUUAUUCUUAAAAUUAAUUCUUAGAAAUGGUUGAGCACUGACUUCCAACUAAAAUAUUAGGUUGAUUUUUUAGAGAAAUCUAUUUACAAAUAAGUUUAUACAAAUUGGCUGAUGCAAUUAAUGAAAAUUGAAUUGUAAAUCAUCUUUUUUUUUUUUCAUAUAAUUCCGAAACAACCAAAUGUAUGCAUGUAUAUAAAUAUAUAGUUAUUAAUAAAAAUUAAUUUUUCAUACAAUUGUGUUUAUUUUUUUUUUUUUUGACAGGUUGUGGCCAACUACAUCGGAGUAAAACAAUCGUUAGAAUACGUGCCAGGAAUGAGCAUUCACUGGGCGGGUGGCAGAACAACUCCUCCUCCGGACACUCCAACUUGUGGAUUUGACAAUUCCAAAUGCCAAAGUAAUCAUUUUUUUUUUUUUUUUUUUUACUUAGGGUUCAACUGUUCGUUUAAAAAUGAGUGCACAUUUUUAUUAUCAACAAUAUUAACUUUUAUGAAUAUCAUCAAAAAAAAAUUACCGAACAUUAUUUUUUCAUAACUUUUACCUCUAUGAUAUUUGACAUAUGUGUACUAGAUUUUACGAUUGUACAACAGUUCAAAACAUUUGUACACCGGAAUAAUAUAAAAUUAUUAUUUUUGGAAUUUUACGUUUUUAUUUUCUCACUUCAAAUCUUUUCGUGUAAUAAACUACAGGGUACUACAUACGUUUUCUUCCCAUCCUAUAUUUUUCGUUUAUGAGAUGGUACUUACGAUUUAUUAUGUUUCCAGAUAUUUCAUAGCAUUUAUUUUUCUAGUUUUUUAACGUAUUUUCUAUAUAAUGAUAUUGACACCAUAUUAUUUUUGACGUUGCGUCUAACAUUCAAUGUAGCGGUUCGGUUUAGAUAUAAAAUUUUAGUAUAUCAUGUUGUGAUUUAUAUAAAUAUUAUAUAUUUGGUCAAAAAAUGUUUGUUUUGAAAACAUAUUAUUUUUUUCGAGAAAUCAAAUUCAAUAAUACCAAAUAACGUUUUCUUUAUAAAUAAUAUUUAAUACUCAAAACAUAUAUGAUAAUCAGUUAAUUUAAAAUUAAAACUGUCGUAUACAUAUGCAAAAUACGUGCAAAAAUUUGUCAAUAUAAAAAUUAAAUUUGUAUUAACAAUUAAACAUUUUAUUACAUUGCUAUUAAUAACUAUUAAACAUGAUAAGUAUUUAAAAGAAAUCGAACUUAUCAAAAUUAACAAUGCUGCAGGGUUUUUAUCGAGGAAAUAGGACUUUUUUAUGGUUUCAAUUUUGUUGAAUUCAUUCAAUAAUUAGACAGUUUAAAAUGCAUUAAAAGAAAAAACAAAAAUGCUUCUCACGAUAUGUGGUUGGAAUGUUAAAAAGGUAUACAGGAAAUUUAAUGUAUAUCCAUACAUAACGUUAAAUCAUUGUUAACGAAAAAUGAUUCUGGGUGGAGUUUAUUUAUACAUGUUUUGAAAAGCUAUUGUAUUUACGAUUCGAAAAUAAUAAAUUUCGUAAGUUUUUCCGUUUUUCUCAUUUAUUAUAAAAACCCAUGGGAAAAUUAAAAAAUGACUUAGAGUGCCACCUCAUUCCAAUUUUAUUUCAGAAAAAGUGCUUCAUUUAAAAAUCUGAGCAAAAUUUCCGGUAUAAAAGUUGUUCAAUAACAUCAUUGUAGAAACCAAAUCAUUCUUUACUCCUGUUAGAAUCUAAACUGGUAUAAUUUAUAGCCACCGAUACGAUUAUGAUUUAUAACCGACAAAUUAUCGAGAUAUUUUCAACAAGUAUAGGUAACUCGCAAUAUAAUAGCUAGAUAACUUAUAUGUUAUAUUAAUCUGGAAACAGAAAUGUUUUAAAAUAAAUUACUCAUGACAACAAUAAUUAUCAGCUCGAAGUUUUACGCGAUUUAUUAUCACAACAGACUUAACGAAACGUGCGAAUACGCGUUUAGAUUUAGUUUUUGAAUUAUAGAGUAUGUUAUUUAUUUUUGCGAAACACAUUUUUAUCUCAAUCUGUUAUAUCUUAAAACGAUUUCGUUUAGUAUAUAAAUUCAAAACGAGUUUUAAUUCGAUUAUAAACUUUUUUGAUUUAUAUAUCGUUUACGUGUUAUACCGAGUAAUCCAUUUAUCACGGACCAGUGAUUUUUUUAGAGGAUUUUUAGAAAAGUUAAUUUCUACCUUUCUUUAUUUUUCAAUCAUUAGGGAACCGUUUAAGCUUUAUUUUAACAUAAAUUCUAUAAUUUUAAUAUCGUUUUAUAUUCUUAUACCUUAGUCAAGUAUAUAUUUUUGAUUUUCAAAUUGAAUCCUACUCCCUCAUUAAAAAUAGAUUCAGACAAAGAACAUCUUUCUUAUUUUGAUCUUCAUAACACUUAUAGAAAAUUUAACGUUAAUGAGUUAUAACUGUUAAAAACUUAGACCGGAGAAUUUGGUAUGAAUCAUAAACUUCUUAACCAAAUUUUAAAGGUAAAUUGAUAACUCUUUCUAACUCCUCUAAACUAAAUGGUAAACUGUUUACAACUAUCAUAAACUGUAAAUCAGAUAGUUUAAUACUUAUCAAAAUGCAUAGACAAGUAUUCUUUAAUCGGGUCAGUAUUUACAAUGCAAGGGAUUCUUAUUUAAAAAAACCGGGCAACUUCGCACGUGAAAGCAUCUACUGCUAUAGGUGAGAAAUUGGAAAAGUAGUAGGGAAGACAUUUUAUGUUUAUCUGUAAUCAACGAUAAACCAUUGUUAACGAAAAAAACGAUUUUGAGUGUAGUUCAGUUGAUAGUGUUUCUUUGUCAACAAUAUAUAUGUUAUAAUAUAUGAUAAAAUAAUUACAAAGACAUUAAAUAUUUUCUUUAAUAAUAUUUGUUUAAUAUUGUACCUAUUAUCCUAUUUUCCCUACGGUUUUCCCAUUUUUACCCAGUUUUCUCAUUUAUUAAGAAAACUUCCUGGGGAGUUAAAAAUUACGGUCUUAAAGUAACUCUCUAGUCAGAUUUCCUUUUAGAAAAAGUACUAUAUUUGUAAAUAGAAGCAAGUUUUAUGUUAGAAAUGUUGUCCACAGAAAAAAGAAAACAAACAUUUCUGUAAAACCAUAAGCUUCUUAGUUCCACUUAUAAUCUAAAACCAGAAUUGUACACUCAUUUAAGUGUAACUGAUUGAAAAUUUUGUAAAAAUAAAGUUUAACCGAUUUUUUACGAUUAUUUGAAGAUAAAAGAAUUCAUAUUCAUUUAAAAUUCUCCAGCAAAAUCACUGGUUUAUGAUAAAUGGAUGACACUAUAAUAUUGUUAAAUUAUUAAAAUUGUAAGGGCAGGUAAAAAAAAUUAAAAUAUUACUAAUAUAAUUUGUGUUUUAAAAUUUCUUUUUCUAGCGAUUCCCGGUUACGCCGUUCUCAGCAUCGUUCUCAGCCUGAUCGUAGUGAUCCUGUUUAUAGCUUCGUUGUUCAUUUACCGGUAAUAUACAAUAUUUUAUAUAUUUUAGACAUAAGAAGUAAUCUUAAUAAUAUCAUGUUUUAAGACGACUACAAAAUACCAUACCGUAAUUGUUUGUAAACAUUUCAAUUUAAAUACAUUAUACGUUACAACGCAAUACUAUGUUAUAUAAUUUGACUCUUCGAUCUUAAAAUGUUAGUUUUUAAGGGCUGGAGAAAUGCAGGUUGCGUACCGUAAUAGGAUCUUUAUAAAAAUUAGGUAUUUAUAGCGAAUCUGUCUGUUUGUCCGUCUGUCUGUCAGAGCCUUCUAAUCACGAUAAAAUAUCUUUGUAUCAAACUUUGUUCUCCCCUGUUAAUUGACAUUGUCAACUAUAGAGGAUAAAUACGACAUGAAAUGGGUUAAAAAACGAAAACUUGUAAUAUAAAUGAUGAAGGUAAUAACUAAAGUGAGAUUAUAUAGGUUUCUUCAAAAGUAUACCACGUAAAAAUUCAACCGAUAAUAGAUUCAUGAACUAUUAAAAAGUAACUCAUAUUCAGGUGUAUAUUCACAAGUUUUUCAUGUUUAUUUAAAUACACCCUGUAAGAUAUUUUUAAUAUUAUCGACAUUUAAUUUAUAUUGCCCAAGUAGAUUUGUUCACUAAAUAUAUAGUAUACAAAAAAUUUCAACUUUUUCUUACUUUGCCCUCGAAAAUUUGGAGUUAUUCACCAUGUUCAAACAUUGCGAUAUUUUUUCUGUUCCUGAACUCCUAUUUUCUCUGUAAUAUGUAAACUGUUUCGGCUGGCAGUAUUCUUUGCAGGUAACACCGAGUUGAGAUCGUGAUUAAAAUGUCUUACUGUAUAUAAUAGUUUUGAAAGUUUUCCCAUCGAUAAUAAAAACACAAAUGACGUAUAACAUCUUAUCAGCGAAGACUGUAUAGUAAUUAUAAACACAAAAUGUAUUAACAAACUGCCUCAAUUCUGCAGUUAUUGUGACGUGUCGUACAUCGUGUUAUUAUCUUAGAGUUUUAUAUAUAAUAAAACCUCGCAAUAAAAUAAGUCAAAUACUAGCACUCGGUCAUUUUUUUUUAGGUUAUCGAAAUUAAAAUAUUAUUAGAUUACUGUUUAUAAUACAAAAAUAUUAAUAUACGAAAACCUGGUAAUUUUCACAGUACUCUUUGGCAUUAUGAAUUUUCAAUUUUACAAGGGUGGAGAGAAAAAAUUUAAAAAAAUCAUAUAACCCCUAGUAGAAAUACGAGACCGGUUAAAAUAUCUUUACAGUUUUUUAUCAUUAUUAUUCCGUCGAACGUAUCUGACUCCGUUAUUAAUGGUCCAAUCAGCUAGGGUCAGGAAACUACACCCUUUUGCACAGGAGUUUCGGUAUUGUAUGCACUCCUGGAGUUUUAGUUGAUAUAUUUUUUAUCGUUACAAAAAUAGUUCUUCUCGAAGUAUAUUGUUAUAUACCUUACGUUACUCGAGUUUAUUUCUUGAAAUCAAAACAACAAAGUAGUUGCGUAUUUUCGUAAUCAUUUCGAUUAGAAAACAUUUUUGAAAAAUUUAAAGUGAAACGACAUGACACAUUCAGGGUAAAAAUUGUCAUCAUUUAACAUUAUAAAAAACAAAAGAUAGUUAAGUAGGUAAAAUAAAUUAUAAUACAAUUGCAAUAUUAUUACAAAUUUUUGUCUUUUCAUCGUUAAACGUAAUAUUAUUACUUUGACGUUACCAGAAGAAAAGUACAAUCGUUUAUACACGCCUUUGAUUUCGAAAACGUAAUUUUGUCAAGUGUAGGUAGGUAUAUUUGCUUAAAGGUACCCAAUAAGAAUUAAUUAAACUCUCGUCUUUCGAUGAAAACUAUCUCCGUAAGAUGUUUCUUCGACAACGGCGUGCUAUAAAAUAUAGUAACAAAAAAAAAAAAUAAUAAUAAAAAUCUCAUUUUACCGGAGUAUUUAAUUGAUCGAAAGAGGAUAGUUUCGUACGUAACGUAAACGGUUUUUUUUUCUACUCGUUAUACAGGGUUUCCCGGGCAUCGGAUCGCAAUGUCUGAUUUUCCACAUUGCCGUGACUAAAUAAAUAAACAGGCUUGUCAGCAAGUCCACGUAUUUUCCCAAUCGCUUCGCAUGUUCCCCGAUUGUUUGUGGAUUGUUUUUUAUUGUCUGCGAGUUUUAACCACGGAAUCCCGGAAUAUGAAUUUCACAACACGUUGAUAUUAUAAUCAAUUCCUUUUUUGUUUGUUUCUUUUCUACUUCAUUUGAAAAAUGCGUUUAAAAUUAUUUUUUUAUUUUUUCUACACUGUUCAAUUAAAUAAAAGUGCAACUACAACUUAAAAGUAGUUUUUCUAUCGCAUGAAUAGACGUACUAUACAUUAUUUACGGUUUUAGUUUUAGCGAUCUUUUUUAUAACGCGAAUAAUAUAGGUAAAAGAAUCGGAAAUAAGGAUAUACUGACAAAUUCCGACUUUAUUGAAUCCGAAAUUCGGACUUUGAAUAUAUUUUGGAUAUUUUUUUACUAACAUAUAUUUGAUCUUAAAACCAAAUAUGUUUUGAUAUUUAUUGAGUGUAUAUAUACGUGAUUUUCGAUUUACACAACGGCUUUGACGUCGUCAGUUUCGGGAAAUCGAAAAAAUGUAAUAUUACGAAAUAUAUAAAUAUAAAUUGAAGUUUUUUUUUCGAGAAGACCUAAUCUCCUACAAGAAAUUCCAAUUAUUAUUCCUAAAGGAUUGACGUUCUUUUGGAUAAUAAAUAAUUUAUAUUUUCAUUCGCGUUUUACAUCAUGUAUAUGCAGGACGAAAAUACACGAUUCGGCGAUUUAAAUUACAUAGAAAAUUGUCAAAUCUCGCAUGUUUACUCUGUAUAUUAUACUAGUUUUGAAUCGGACGAUGUUCCCAUUAAUGUACACAAAAUGUCAAUACGAUUCGAAAAAAAUACCUAUUCGUGUUUGUUAUUCCUAUUAAAUACAUAAUAAUAUAUACCUAAUCAUUAUUAUUUUUUUUUCUGUUCAUUAAAAAAUUGUAUUCAGAGUCAUUAAAAACAUUUAACGUUUUAAUGAAAAAAAAUUGAAAAAUAUAUACAUAUAUGGAAUGGUUUGUUCACCUACAGUGGUUUUGUUGUUGAUUUUUUUUAUCAUAAUUAUUUUGUGUCUAAUUAUUUUUCUAAAAACAAAAUAUUAAAAAUCCUAUUUUAAAUAAUCAUACAUACAUAAUAUUAUAGUUUUAUGUCUAUACAAAAAAAAAAAAAAAAAAAAAAAAAAAAAACAGGUAUAACCCUUUGUAAUAUCGAAGGCAAUAUAACGUAUAUUUUUUACGGUUUUAUUAUACGAACAUUCUGAAUCGGACUGCCACGCACAUAGCCACGGUUUAUAUAUAAAAAAAAUAAUCAUUGUACAUAUUUAUUAACGAAAGGGUUGCGAACUGACAUUGUUUUAGAUUUGUUUUAUUAUCCGAAGUAUAAAAUAUAAUAUUCAAUUCGGAAUGGCGGCCGUACUAUUUAUGAAGAAAAUAAACCUACCCUCUCGGUUCACAUUGUAACUGGCAGAUAAGACAACAUCACGUUUUUACAUUAUUAUUGUAAAAUAAUUGAAUAAUAUUUGUUUCUCAUUGUUUGUAAAAAAAAAAAAAAAAAAAAAAAAAAAUCGUUCUUUCACAAUGAAAAAUCAAAUUACAAUAAUAUGAAAAAGAUUCGAAAACAACAAUAAUAAUAAUUUUGAUUUAAAAUAAGAUGACGUUCGUUACACUCAAAUAGAUUUUCGGAACACUAAUUAAAAGGGUAUUUUAUGGUUUUGGGGAACUUUGUCGCACGUUCAUCAAAAUAAAAGUUCAAUUUUGAUUUGAAUUUAUUCGAAAUAUUCGGAUUUUUCUUUUUUUUAAUAAACUUACGUAUACACGUAUUUGCACAAAACGGAAAAACAAUAGGUAAAAGCAUGCAUGCCUUUCAGUAUAGACAAAGGACAAAUAUUUCAUCUGAAAGAACCUCAAAUGGAUUGACAACUCGGGAGAAUGUAGUAAUACCCAUUUUAAACGGAACGGGAAAUAGAAAUGAAUUUAAAAUAACAGCGGUAUAACGUAUACGCGAUUUCGAUUUACAAUAAUUUUAUUUCUGUGAAGAAAUGGAAAAUUUAAGUCAUCAAAUAUAUCAGACGAGAGGUUAAAAAAGAAAAAAAAGUUGUUAUUAAAAAAAAUUCAACAUUUAUCCUGGAUAUUAAUUAUUUACGAUCUACGUGAAACAAUAAAACCACACUAAACUAAUGAAAAUGUAAUUUUAAACUAAUGCGAACACUAAACAAAUACCUUAAUUUUGUGAAUUAUAAAAAUAUAUAACAGAAUUUAAAAAAAAAAUAAAACGAUUUACACCAGACGUAUUUAUUUAUUUCUUUUAGAAAAAUAUCGUUUUUAAAAAUGUUUUAAAAAAAGUUUUUUAGAAUUAUUUCAAUGUCAAACGACCGGCCUUAAUAAAUAGUCGAUUAGCUCUCUUUUUAUAUUCUGAGUAGACCGAUAUUUAUUUAUUUUUUUUUUUCUUUGAACAACUUUUUUGCCAGAAAUGUUGCUACAAUUUUUUAGUGUAGCACCUUUUCCCAAGAAUAUUCAUAGUAAAUUAGGAAAACGGGAAAAUUUACGAAGUGUUUUAUUUUCAAAUCGUAAAUAUUACUGCCUUUCAAAUCAUGUAUAAUCAUAAUAAUAGGCACAUUAAGUUUGCCUCUAUAUUCUACAUUCCCAACUUAUCAUUUACGACGGUAGCCCACCCAUCGUGCGAAAUAUUUCCGUGUCUUUUUUUAAUUUAUUCACCCAUAAGAAAUUUAUCUUCAGUGAUUGAAGGUAAAUUUCUUAUUGACUUCAUAUUGAGUUUUUAUUAUUUGUAAGUAAUUGUGUGUUUAUUUUUUUUUAAUCAAUGUGCUAUUUUUGUCUUUUGUAUUCAUCGUCUAAUUCCUACUAAACAUAUCCCAUCACAAUAGCAUUAAUAUAUAAUCAGUGUAUCAAUAGUUAUCCAUCAUACUAUUUUAUUAUUUUCUGACAUAAUAAUGAUUAUGCAAUAGUUUUAAAUUUAAAUUUUAAGUUAUUAGUGAACUUUUACUGUGGGUACAUUACCGGUGAACAGGUUUAUAUGCACUUAAAAACAACAAAAAAACGCUUAAAAUCAUUAAUAAAAUCCUGAAAGAAUCAUUUAAAUAUAUUAAAAAGCAAAAGUAGUAGAAUUUUUCAAAAUAACUCUUCUUCCAGUUCUAACCAUAUAAAAUACAAUUGAUUAUCAUUUAAAAUGAUUGGUAUAAAUCAUUUUUUUUUUUUAGUACACCUACUAUUUUAUUUGAAUAAAUUACUUUGUGUUUAUUAUUUUUAUAAUGUUAUAAAAUUAUUUUUAAUGAGUUAAAUCCAUUUAAAGGGAGACUUUUCAACGGCUCUACUGGUUUCGUUUUUAUAAAUAUUUUUCAAACGAUUUUUUUUAAAGCAUUUUUGAUGAUUUUAACCACAUUUUUGUGGAUUAUAGUCAUUUGAUUACAGUUACGAUUUCUAAUCAUUACCAUAUUAACACAUAUUAUCACGUUCUCUAUCAUUUCAAUUUUUUUUUUCACGCAUACAUUUUGUACACGCACAGAUAUUAUUUUACCAGCUGUUUAACGCGAAAAUCAUUACAAAUAUUUCUUUGGUAUGUACUUGAUUUUAUUUUGCAAGGUCUAGCAGAUUUAGCAGAUUUCUGUCUUCUGUUCAGAAAUAAUAUAAUAAUAUUGUCGGUACAUAUCGUAUUAUACUAAUAAAACUCUUGACGAUGCGACCGCAAAGUACAUAACAACAAAGUUUAAAUUAUUUUUUACAAAUAUUAUUCUUACCUAUAUUAUAUACCUACUUCGGUUAUUUCUUCCUUUUUCAAAUUUACAUUAUUGUGUAUUAUAUUAUUUUAUGCAAUGCUAUAUACUUAUACAUUACAACUACCGUCUAUUUCGAUAAAGAUCGUUUCUUUGCUCCUGUUCACCGAGAUAUUUUACUUGUAUUAUAACUCUGGACAAGGAUUUCAGUAGGAUACCUUGGACGUAUUAUCGUUUCAGGACAUAUAGUUAUAAGAGGGACCCUUAUUAGUGUUUUUUAUGUAGGAUUUAGUUAAUAUUUUAUAAAAAAAAAAAAAUUAUAAUAAAGCCUUAUUCACCGUUAUUUCCGUAGUAGAUUUUGUUCCACCUCCCGCUAUAGUCUGCGUUACUGGACCUUACCUGGGUUUCAUUAUUUUACGCCUUUCUGCAUAAUUUAGUCUCUUAUUUUUAAAUUGCGUCGUUGUCUUAGUAGAAAAGUUAAUUUUCAUUAUUUUACAUCGCCGCGAUUCGUAUUUCUUUAAACUACUGUGACGUAUAUUCGUAAUUAUAAUAUUAUUAAGGGCUGUGUCAUCUUUAAAGUUUCGUUUUUUAUUAUUGUUUUUUUUCAUUUUUAACACGUGUAAUUAUUAUUCGAGUUUAAAAAAAAAAAAUAAAUAAAUAAAAACAGAAUGAAACAUUUACGAUUAAAAAAACACUGUCAAUUACUUAAUACCUACUUCUUAUAUGAUGUGUACAUGAUCGGAUCUUUACGCGGGUAAGUAUACUUUUUUGUUUUUUUUUAUAUUUUUGGUUUGAUUCCGAGCAUAGCGAUGAAUGUAUUGUUUUAACUAUGGUGCAUGUGUUUGUGUUUUAUUUUUUUUUUCUAUCCAUGAACGACUUUUCAACCAACAAUAUCGGUCUGAUCGUCUUAUUGUAUUUUCUUGGAAAAACGUUUUCACGCACAUUCUAGAUGUGAUGGAAUUUUUAAACCACUCUUGCAAAUUUUGUGACACUCAAAAUUUUCGAGAUUGACAGUAUUUAUUGAUUUAAUGUGGAAAAAAUUGUUUUGGGCCAGCAAAAAUGCUCGAAAGUAUAACAUAAGUUUCCUCGUUAUUUAUACAAAAUUAUAUAAAAAAUCGCUAAUUAAUAAGUUUCGUUUAAAAAUAUUUAAAAUACAAUUCUUUAUAAAAAUAUUAUGAGAUUUAUUUGUUUAUUAUGGUAUUUAAUACUCAUAUAGAAAAGGUUUUGUUCACAUUUUUUUCAGUAUUUAAACUAUAGAUAUUUAUAGUCUAUAAUAUUAUAUUUUAUAUCCUUCUAUCUUUUAAAAACUUCUGACAUACAACAGUGUCUUAUACUUACCCCUCAAACUUGUGCUAAUACAAAUAUUAUACUUUACCAUCCUUUUUCUCGUAAACAUACAAAAAAUGAGUAAUAAUAUUCAAUCGAUUCACCUUAUGAAAAAAAAAAUUAUCGUCAAUUUUCAUAAAAAUUAUAUACUUUGUUUUUUUUUGUUUUUUCAUACAUUGAUAUUAUAAUAGUUUAAAUAAUAAAAACCAUAUAUAUUUUACACCAACCCUAUGCAUUUAAAAAAAAUGUAUACGUAUUUACUUUCAAUAAUAUAAUACGACGGAUUUUUUGGAUAUAGAAAUACCUGUAUUAUUUAUUUAUCUUUCAUUUAUAUAACGCUGCUUGAUGAGAAACAUCGUUUGUAUCAAAUUUUGGUUAAAUUGAGUCGAUACACGUAUGAUUGGCAGCUAUAGAACUCCCUAGAGUCGAGUUUUCCCCUAGCUAACUAAUAUUGUUGCCAGUACAAUAUUCCGUGGUUUUUUUUUUAUCAAUAACUAAGAUACUUUUAUUAAAAUUGGUGAAAAAGUAGUUCUCAGGUUUUUUGUUAACAUAAAAAGCAGACAGUAGGUUCGGGGAUUGAAAAUCCAAACCUUCUAAAUGAAUAUUUUCUAAAACAGUUCUACAUACAUGUUUUAACCGUGUAAUUUAUAUUUAUAAACCAGUAUAAGGGUAUUCAAAACCCGCUUUUUCAUGUGAAAACAUAAAAUCCGAUUAUAAAAUUGAUUAGAGAAGAGUUUGAAAUUACCAAAAAGAGAUCUUGAUACUCACACUUUGCAUAUCAUAACCCACCCCCUUGACCUCUUGGAGGGCAUCUAUACUAAACUAAAAACUCUCAUUUCCCUCAAAAACAUGAUGAAGUUCGUGUCGAAAUUCUACCAAAAUUGUAUCACUUCGAUCGGUCUAUGAAAAAAAGUCGGCGUUUGAGCUCUUUUAGUCUAGAAGAAACAACUCAAUGUAACCAAAUGUAUCAGAAUGGUAUGUAUACACAUAAUAUAUAACAAACACAAUAUACUGCGUAUAGUCUUUAUUUUCGGCGAAAAUUCGAAAAAAAAACCCGUAUUUACACAUUGUAGGAACUCCCCCCCCCCUUCCAUAGCGUAUAUGUGCAUAGACGUCUAUUUAUUUAUCUGAAAUCCUAUGUAAUAUUAAUAAGAAGUAAAUGAGAUUUAUCGUGUCGUCCCUUUUUUCAACUAAAUAAGUUGAGAAAAAUGUAAUCAGUGGUGUUGCUAUAGAAUGACGACAUCAUUAUAAGUAUUAUGUACAAAAUAAAAUAUAUUAUAUAUUUUAUUUUAAGAAUAUUUAGGACAACACAAAUUAUUUUAAUAACGUAUUUUUUUUCCAUUCAUUUUUUUUUUUUUUUUAAAUUUUGGUUACACAUUAUAAUAAUAUUAUGUAUUAUUUUGAAAUUAUUAUUGUUAUUUUUUUUUUUUAACAGGUCCUCUUUCGGUGAUUUCGUUGUGCUUGUUGAACAAAAUCAAUGUGAUAAGACCAUGAAGUUAAUUAUAAAAUAGGUUUUAUAACAACCUACCUAAACGAUUAUGAUCUUUAUAGACUAUAAUAGAAUAGACAAAAUUUGUUUAAAAUUGUUCGCAAGCAUAAAAAAAAAAUUGUCUUCAGCACAAUAUUUUUUUACAUUAAUAUAAUAUUGUUUAAUAUUUUUUUAUUAUUAUUAUUUAGUCAAACUUUACAUUAUUAUUUAUUUUUUUUCUUAAAAACACGUAUUUAAAUUUAUUUGUAUGUAAUUUUUUUUUUUUAGAUUCUGAGUAACAAAGAAGCUAUUAUAAUAGUUUUACAACAUUAUCUUUUUUUCUUUUUUAUCGGAAAAUAAUUUUACGGUUAGUAAAAAUGCUUUGAUAUUUUUUAUACCUCAAAAGAUGCAAAUUUUUCUUCAUACGGUAAUUUAUGCGAACAAUAUUUUGUAAUUCCCGCCAUUUUUUUUUGUUUUUUAACAAUUUAUUACAAUUUUCAACAUAUCGCUUCCUAGGUUAGGUUUUUUUUUGUUUUGAUAUUUAUUUUUUUUUUUUUUUGUAAUUUCCGAAUAACCAUAGCCAUGAAGGAAAAUAAAACGUUUAUUAUUACUGUGAUCAUAAUCAUUUUCAGUUUGUAAUCAUAAAUCGUUGCAUUUAGUUUACAUAAAUUAAUUUACCAACAAUAUACCCACAAAGUGACCUAUUCAAAGUUUGAAUCAGUGAUCGCACCAAGGGCCUCGGGCCUGGGUGUUCCAUAUCUCUCCUAAAUCAAGUUAUUUAUAUUUUAUAACGUGCAUUGUUCACAGAAACAUUUUAAACAACGGUGUGUUAAAAAUACAUUUUCUGAAAAUUCUAAAAUAUGGCAGUUAAAAAAUGUAAGGCCUAUUUUGGACUACUUGAGGAAACUAUAGAUAAUCAUUUGAUCAUAGGUAACAUGAUUAUGCAUUAUAUUUUAACUAAUAAUAAUUUUGAAAAAUAUAUUGAAGUAAGUACCACCGAAUGAAAAAUGUCUUAUAUUUUGGUAUAACUCGUGAAAAUAUAGUAGCAUUUUUACUAACAAAAAAAGUGUUUGAUGAGAAAAUAAAGCACAAAACCUAAAAUUAAACAUUAAUCACUCUAAAGCAAGACUGUGAUAAAGUUUUGCUUUUUAAAACAAAAUACUUUUUUGAAACUAUUCGGAAUACAGUUUUGAAUACUUCUUAAAAAAAUAUAUUUUUUAAAAUAUUCAGAACAUUUUAUUCGGAAUACUGCCCAUGUCUGGAUGUGAGUGUGUAUAGCGACUAGUAAUGGGGAGAUAGGGAGCAGUGGCUAUUAUCAUAAUAUUGCAGUCGUUGCUUUUUAUAGUAAUAUUUUAUUAAAUAUACUCGCAUAUAGUUUCGUUUCAUUCAUAUAUUAUUCAUCAAGUACUGUUCUGAAGGACUAUAAGGUUAUAUCUUUAUACAUUGUUUCUAAAUGAACUAUGAACUAAUUUUUUUAACGUGGCUUUAAAAAAAAAAUUAUCUCCUGAAUUAUUUGAUGAUUUAGGUUUGAGAUUAGCCAACAGGUACCGAAAUAUUUUAGUUUAACUUUAAGAAAUAAUAUUUCAGAUUAAAUAAAAUAAUUGAGCGGAGUUAUCACACCGGGGUCGCUCCUUCUCUUUUACAUUAUUAGCGAACUAAUAUACUCAACCUAAUAUAAUUUGGCACUCCCAGGCUCGCAACCACGUGAAGCUAGGGAAAGGGACUAGGAAGGAUUAUCCUGGAUCUAAUCGUUGCUCCCCCAACAAGUUUUAAAUUUAAAUUGCGAAAAUUAAAUUUAAAAACUUUCAAAAUUUAGUUAUAUUCAGUUAUAAUGAGAUUGUUAUUAAUGGAUUUCAGAUAGAAAUUUCCAGCAGUAUAAAUAAAUUAAAAAUAGUAUUAAUAUUAUUUUUGUCUGAUGUACCCUUUACAAUUUUAACUUCCCCGAAUGAUGACUUAGUCUGACAACGAGCCUAGGCACUCCCUGUAAAAAAUUAUAACGUCACCAUUGGACUGCAAAGUAGGUUUACUGACUUUCUUUUUUAUAAUCCUUUAAAAUUAAAUACAUUUUAUAAAGAAAAAAAUAUUUUAUAAAAUAGUGUAUGCGAUAAAUUGAAAUAUUCUAAUCACGUUCUUACAUUAAAAAGAUUUAAUUAAAAAGAUACUCUGUUUUAAAAUGUUACAUAAUUGAAAAAACAAGUAAUAAAAUAUAAAAAAUACAAAUUAAGUUUAACUAUCGAAAAAAAUACCAACACAUCGGUUGUAACGCAGGUUUGUAUAUUUAAAGUGAACUAAAAAAAAAAAUCCAAAAAUUUAAAGGGAAAGCUUUAUAUAUUAUUCAUUUAUUCAUUACAAUAAAACCUUAUAUUAUAGAAUAAUUAUUUUCAACUUUAUCUCAAAAUAUUUUGAUUUAAAGGUUUUAAAAUGUUUUUUUUCUAUUGAGUUUAGUUGUAAACGCCUAUCUUAAAUGUACAUUUAUUGCAAUUUUUUUUUUUGAAAAUCGUUUUUUUUUCUGUUAAAAAAUAUAGAUAAGCCACUGUAAUAUUUUACGGCCGUUUAUACACUGCUGGACUACUAAAUCUGGAUUAAUAGUAAAUCAGGAUUUACGUUUAAUAUUUGUCUAAACUGUCUGCGUCUACUUUGUGUAGUCGUACGAGUUAAUCUCGGUUUACACCGGUAACGGUAUUUUUAAGGAUUAAAAACGCAGACUGAAGGGUGUGUUUAAACUUCUUCCUUUUUGUGGGGAGGGAUUUACACGGUUCUUCGUAUUUUUAACUUUUAUAGUCAUAUUUAGAAAAUGGCGUAAAAAUUAAUGCUGUUUGGUAUUCAUCAGAGUUUUUGUGUUUUACGCUGACAAAAUACAAAUGGGAUUAAAUUAAUCAAACCGGAUUAACGCAUAUCAGAUUGACUUCCGAAUCUGAUCGCAUUAAUAUAGUACUGAUAAUAUUAUUUCGUCUCUAUCCUUAUAAAUCCGGAUAAAUAAAAAGGGUAUGAAAUGAGUUAUAAUUACCGUUAAAUACAUUAACACAAUCGAAUAAACAUACACGUGUUCAGUUCUUAAAAUUAAUAGUAUAUGAUCCUUUUUAAAUAUUUAAUAUUGAAACUCACAAGAGAAUUUAAUUUCUAGUCUUUAUUUUUCAACCAUAAUUGUAUAAUAUACAAAUGAUAUAUUACAUCAUUAUACAGAAUUCUAAGUUUUAUUCUAACACAAUUUUUAAAUUUUUACACCCAUUAUAAUUCAGAUGAGUAUGCAACCCCCUCAAUAUAAUACAAGAAACAUAAAUUCAAAAAGACAAUAAUUCCCUAAAAGAUUUUUAAUAUAUGAACAUAACAUUACUAAAAAUGUGUCAUCUAAAGAGGGAUAUAAAGUUUAAGGCCUUUAUCUACGCCUUCAGUUUUAAUUUUAAACUGUAAACGAUAAAUUUGAAAUAAAAAACCAAAAACCCACAUACUCUGAAAAUCACUGAAAAAUGAAUCGUAUCAUUAUAUUAUCUGUAUAAAAAGUGAAAAAUUUCGAAAGAGAUGGUUUUAUUUAAGCAAUGCCUCCCUUUUUCCCAAACUAUUUUUGAAAUACUAUCUCGGUAAGUAUAUUUUCGUGCACGGACGUUUAGCUUUAACGAAAGUUCAAAAUUUGAUCUUCUACGGACCAUAGAAAUAGCUAUAAAAAAAUCAGUCAUGACCAAAACAACAAAAAAUUUAAUAUAAAAUGUAUAUUUCAUACGUCGUGCAGUGUAUUUCUAAGAUACAUAACAGUAUCGUCAUGAUAAAUUCUUGUGAACGCGUAAAUCAACCGUACGUAAGUCAUUCACGUCUAAAUGAUUUAUUUAGAAAGUUUCCCAAAAAAUGAAGUUAAAAGUUUUAUAACAGUUCUAUGUACAGGGUGUUUUGUAAAAGAAUGCCGUCACUUGCAUAACAUAAGCGACCGGAAGAACAAAAUACGAAAUAGUUUAUAUUUUUUGUUCUAUGUUUAAAAUAUUUUUUUACAUUUUCUGUUAGAAUGUCUAAAGAUUAAAAAAAAUAUAUAUUACAUUGUAUUUUCCCUGUAGGAACCUCAAUUUCUUAUAUGAAUAGAUAUGUUGUGUUGCCACGUCAUUUUUGCACAUUUACGCUCGACUUUAACGCUUAUACGUUUAUGCUUAUUGUCACCAGUAUAAUAUAAAGUGUCAUCAAGUAGAGAUCAAGUUUUAAAAUGAUUGUCCAGCAAAUAUUAAAAUUGAAUUUAUUUAUCGACAUUUAACAUAGGUAUUUGGUUAGUCGACAAAGUUGAAUUAAUUUGUUAACAAAGUUUAUCUGUUUUGGUUAAUUUUACUUUUCCAAUGGCUCUUCAUGAUAGAAGUCGAUAAAUAUAAUGUGAAUUUUACUCAUUUAUAGUGUAUCAUUUUAUAAUAUUUCCUGCAAAAUGAUAUUAAAAGAGAUGUGUUCAAUCACUUAUUUUCAUUCUAACAUUAAGCGUUUAAUCAUCAAUACUGAGCGAAAAUGUUGACAAAAUCAACGUGACGUAAAGAUUCGUAUGGCAAUAGUAAAGAAACAUGAAUAUAUUUUAUUUUUAAACUUAUGCCAAUAUUCUAAAAGUAAAAUGUAAAAUUUUCAGAUAAUUUUCCAAUUUUUCGAAGUAAAAAAAAAAAAAUUAAAAAUUUAGACACACUAAUAUUGAACCACCAAUGUUUACUUUACGCUCACUUUGACGAUAUUCUAUAAUAUUUCAUCGAAAGAUUUUUCGGUUGAUGUAUUACAGUGAACUUACUCUCUCAUUGAUAUGUAUAUCAAUAAAACGCGAAUUAUUUGAAUUUUUUACAUUAUUAUAUUAUUUCUCGAGAGUUUUUCAAAAAAAAAAAAAAAAAACGAAUUAAUGUAUACAAAUUACUAACGGGUUGAGUUUCGUAACCGAAUCAUAAACUUUCGCGGCGAAAAGUAGCGCAGAAGACUUUUAAGCGCAGUUACGGAAAGUUUUAUACGCAGCACCAUAUUCUCGACACUUUGACUCUAGUAAUGACUUUGUAAAAUUUACAUGAACGAUACAUUAUACAAAAUAGUACCGACACGGACACGAAAUAAAUCUCUAAAACCGUUUUUCUUUUUUAGAGCGAUGCUUAAAAUUCAACUUUUAUUUUGUGUUUAGCAUUUUAAACGUAUAAGCGAUGUGUUUAAAAUUCAUUUUUAAAAAUAUUGUUUAGGCGCCUUGUCAAAUUGUUCUACAUUUUACUGAAAAAUCACAUAUAAAAAACAUUCAAGAACAAGUCAAUAAUAAUUUUUAAGGAUGCUAACAGCAACUGAUACAAUUAUAUUAUAUAAAUGAUUUCCAUUUUAUCUAAAUACUAUGAUGUUUUUGUAAUACAUCAGCCGACAUAAUAAAUCGUUAUUGAGAUUGAAAAACCUGUUUAAUUUUCGGCAACCGGUUUAAAUAUCCUCAAACGUUUUUCCGCUAAAUAUUAAAUCUUUAAUAACUGGUAUAUGUUUUUUUCGUAACCUAAUUUAUUUUUUUUUAGAUAUUAAUAAGCCAAAUGCAUAGUAGAAUCAAUUGAGCGCAGAUAAAUACGAUAAGUAAAAACUAAACUUGAGUUUCGUUAUAUCGGAGAUAGGCAAUAUAUUUAAUAUUCGAAGAAGGGCCGUGUUAAGAAGAGCGAUGUGGGUAUAUUCUCUGAUAUAUCUCUGAUAAGUUUUUUAAAACUACAGAGCACCCGGCUUAAAAGUAAAACGCGGAAUAUUACUGAAGUUAUACUGAAUGCACGGGUAUUAGAAUUAAAUUGAAAUUUAAAUAUUAUAAUGGUUGCAAGGUGAUGAAUGGUUUUAACACACUAGUGUACUGCAUGGUUUAUUAACGAUAAGGUAAUCGACGUAGUACAUAAAUAUUAUAAUUAUAAACACCGAACAUGAGUUAUAUUAUUAUGAGCGAAGGCAGCCCGUGUGCCGUUUCUUAUAAACGAAUCGAAAUAUUCGCGCUGUGAUUAUAAGUAUUGUAGAACCGUUUAUUCGAUACCUACAAUGUUUGAACGUUUAUAAACGCAUGUGGUAUCAUUGGAUCUAACAAAACGCCCUAAUCUUUCCUAUUACAAGUCUGAAUAUAAUAUAUUAUAAAUGGUACUGGCCUUGACUUGCUUGAAGCUCCAGGCUCAGAUAUAAAGAGUGAUAAAAUCGAGAUGUGGUGAUUGAUAUGUAUCAAUAAAUCAUUUGCUGUGAUCAAAUACGACGUAGAAACCUCUAACUAAUAGCAUAAGGCAAUACACAUAAGAAGUUGUCGCUUAGGGAUAAGACUGUAACAAACUCUACUCCUUGAUCACCUAGAGAAGACUGGCACAUGUAAACAAGUGUCUCUUGCUAGCUCGAUAAUCAAAUGGUGAUUUAGAAUCUGAUGCAAACUACUGGUGUACACACUACAGUUAGUUUCAGAAAGUAAACACGGAUUAAUGUAUAUCAUAAAUAAAGUGUUGCGAUGGAAGAGUUUUAUAAAUAAUACUUUUCAAAUUGUAUAAAAAUUAAAAUACAGAUACAAAUGCAUUCAUUAAUAAAGUAUUUUAAAGGUGUUUGAAUUAAUUUUAAGAAAAAAUAUUUAAUACAUAUAAAUACUCGGCAUGUAUUAAAAUACUUCUCAAAUACUAUUUUAAUUUGACUUAAUAAUUAAUUCAAAUGGAGUUGCAAAAUUAGUUUUGAAAUUUCUAACAUAAAAUUCAAUAUUCAACUAUUGAAGUACCUGUUAUUAGAACUUUGUAACACUUACUUUAUUUUACAGUGAAUAAUAAUAAUCAAUAAAUAAGAAGAAUAUUAAUUCAAAAAUAAUUUAAUACUUUGAAUGAUAUAAAUAAUUUUUAAUGAAAUAUGAAUUAUAAAUUGAUCAUUCCAUAAUCAUUUCGAACUUUUUUUAUUGCAUUUAAACAGCAUGGUUUUUUUUAAGUGUAUUGUAUAAAAAUGUUUGUUGUAAGCCUCACAUAGUAAUUUAAUUUCGGUUUCAUUCGUUAAUAUGCUAAUCGGUCACUUCAAAUCAUAAAAUACAAAUUAUAGUGUAUCAUUAUAUUAGUUUCAAUUUAAAAUAAGAAGACGGCAUUUUAAAACUAUAAUUAAAAACAGUCUUGAUAUGGAAGUAUUUGAAAUUCAAACAAAAAUACAUCCAAGACAGUAUUUAAAAAGUAUUUUAAAUACUAAAUUCAAAAAAUAUUUAAAUAUAUUUACAUAAAUUAUUUUAAUCAAACACUUUACAAGCCUACAAUGCAACUAUCAGUUUUAGGUAUAUUGUGGAUAGGAAACUCCGUAUGCAGUCCGCCUUAACUACUGUAUAGGUGUAGAGAAAGAUGAUAAGUACAGUAUCCCGCAUUCGAUUCUGAAACCACCGUUCUGUAUAAAUAAAUAGACAAGGAAGAGGAAGAUAGGAAAGAUUGAGCAAAAAAAGACACUUUGGGCGAACGCAAAAAAAAAUUCCUUGCUUUUACGAAUACGCGCCUGGCUUUUUUAUAAGCUUUUGGUAUGUCCUACAUCGAUGCUUCCCUCCCUUCUGACACGGUUGAUCGAGUGUAAUGCCUCAGGUGGUGAACAACCUGGGUAUUUAAUCAUGUAUUUUAAUUUGUCUGGAGUAAAGGAAUUUCUUAUGUACCGUGUCUAGACAACUGUUAAUCGCUUUGUUUUGCACUACUUUGUUUUAUUACAAAAUCAAAUAUUAAAUAAAUUUCACAUAUUUAUUAUUAAAGUUAUCACGUCUGUUAAAUCAAUUUCAUUCAAUAAUACAUAUGAUAAAAUUGUAAGAAAAAACAACAAAGUUAGUGCGAACCAACCUCCCAAAUCGUUCCACAAGUAAUGUCUUAAGAUGGGACACUUAAAAAUUGUUUUUCCUGAUCGCCAAAUGGAGUAAUAAUGAAGCACUGAUUUGAAGUGAUUUUCACGUCAGUCCAUUUGCUAACACAUUUCUACCACAACCGCGGAAAAUCUUUUUCCGAAGAUAUUUUGCCGAUAACCUGUUAUUAUUCACUUAUCCUUGAAAAUAUCGGGUACUUCUUUACCAGUUGUAACGCAAAUGCAUACAUUCAUAAGAUGUGAGAAAUUUUUCCAAUCCGAUCAACCGGAUGCGUCUGGCGUAAUAAAUCGAUGCGAUAUUUUCGUUUGAGUUCCGACAUAAGCGACUGGACGCAACGGACGAAGAAACAUUUGUUAAUUGUCAAAUGUCAUAUUAUAUGAUUUCCUAUUCUUCCGUACCAAAACGUAUGAGCGACGUACUAACCACGUCAAAUUUAUUUAUCUUUUGAACAUUUUUACUAAAAUGUAUGAGUUUUUUUUUUUUUUUGCACAAUAGUAUUCGCCAUUGUAAUUGAUUAUAAUUUUAUAUUUCGUAAAUUUAUAUGAGACUUAUUUAUAUAAUAUUUGAAUUGCGCCGUGAUCCAUUUAAAAUAUUCGUCGUCAAUAUUUUACAAAACUUAUAGCGUAAUGUACGUCCAGGGUAAAAGUUGAAAUAUAUUUUACAUUUUAAUACAGUGGUCACCACUUAUAGUGUUCACUGGUUAUACGAAUCAACCGCUUAUAGUGAUCAGAAAUACCAGGAACGAAACAAACAGUUGUUAUCAGUAUAUAUUUCGUCGCUUACUGUGUUCAGAUUUUCGGUUAUAGUGAUUAGAAGUAGUCAUAUCAGAAAUAGAAAUUAUACAAUAAUACACAAAAAAAAGACAAAUAUAACGAUUAUUAAUUAAUGAACCUAAUUUAAUUUAAUGUUAAUGUAACCCACCUAAAGUCCCCCAUAAACUGUCAGUCUUAACUGUCAAUUACUUUGAUUGUCAUUCAAGAAUGACUCUAUAUGUGUACGACUGAUAAUGAUUGACAGACUGACAAACAAAUUGUAUAACUGAUGGAAUUCAAACCAGUGGCGCAACUUGUGGGUAAAUUGGCAAAGUGAAAUUUCGGGAACCUGAUAAAUCUAUAAAAAAAAAAAACAGACGAACAUCAUGAACUUUUUUGAAAGAACCUAUAAAAACUUAUGUAUGUAUGUAUGUAUAUAUGUAAAAUAAUUUAUUUUUCCCAUAUUUUUUACCAUAUUUUUUCCCAUAUUUCUUUAUAAAAGAAAUUAAUUAAUUACACGAAAAUUACCCGACAAGAUAUUAAACAGUAUACUAUUAAACGAGUUGAACUUUUUUUUUUUUUUUUUGUAUCACAAAUUUGUAUACAAAACAGACUAAUAUACACGAUAGUUAAUACGAUAUAAAACUGUAUAAAUGAUGUUAACUGAAAUCUAUUUUACUCGUAGAAUCUUUGUCGAUAAUUACUGGACCGCGAAAUAAAAUAAAACAGUAAUCUAUGUAUUUACACCGGGUCCAAGAUGGUUUAUCGUAAACUUUAUUGGCGAGUUCAUUGAUAACAAUAUGAUCAUCUUAAGAUCAAUAAAUUAAAUAUUAUCCUUACGUUCCUUAAUUCAUCAGUGACGGCAUCAGCGGUGGCAUCACUGAUAACAACCAUGUCUAAUCCACCACAUCGCAUCGACCGACUUGUAAACAAAGUGAGUGAUAAUGCCUUUUUAUAUGCUACCGUUGCCAUCACGGCUGAAUUAAGGAAACAUAAUAAAGUAUAAAAUAAUGCAAUAUAGAGAUAACAUUUUUCCUGUGUCCUGUGUCCCUUCUUUUGUUAUAUGUGAAUUUUCGACCCGAUUACAAAAUAAUAAUAAUUUAUAAUAUUGUAAACACAUACUGGUUAUUCCAUCAAGAUAUGAUCGUUGCGAUACCUCAGAAAGUAUUAACUACUUUCAGAAUUUUUUUUUCGACAAACCGACUGCCUCCCUAUUAUUUUCAAAUGACAAUCUAUAUUUAAAGUUCUGUACAUGUACGGAGUAUUAGUUUAAAUACGUUUUUAAAACAAAAAGUAGGUGUCGUUUUGUCCACGAAAAUAAUAGUGACAAAAAAUAAUUAUUGUAUAGCACUAAUUUUUUAAAUUAUAGAAACAAAAAAAAUUACGAAAAAAAUUAAUAGGUACUUUCCAACAUAUCGCAAUGAUUGUAUCCUCGUGCUGUAUGCCCUGUAUAUUGAUAACAUGUUGUUUUAAUGCGAUACACGUUUUUACAGCCAUUUUAAACUCGAAGCCGAAAUCGCGUCCAUGACGUGGAAAAUCAAUUAUAAAGACAUCAUCAGAAUACCGUCGGAAGGUUUUAAAACGAGCAUGAUGAGCCUCAUUCAAAGAAGAAACAGCCAGCGGGUAAACGGAAUCAUUAUAAAUUGUAUUGUGUUUUAUGAGAUAGGUGAGGAAUACGGUACGAAAAUGCGAACGGUCUGACCAAACACGAACGGACACGUUCGUUUGUCUUUUAUCGGUAGGCGAUAAAGACACGAACGAUCAAAAAAAUCGUGGACGUUUACCGUACGCACGAGUUACGAACGAACGAGCGUACGGUGUAAAAUGGCAGAACGUCUACUGGAUUCGCGUUCGGAAUGCGUUCGUGCCCGUUCGUUCACGUCCGGAACGUAACCCGAAUGCAUUUUAAGGAAAAUUGAGGGUAUUGCAUGCGUAUAAUAUUAUAAUACAUUUUCGUUUAAUAAUAAUCGAAUUAUUUCCCGCGGUGUACAUUUUCCGAUUCACACUGUUUACGGGACCGGGGGAAUGUUCUCCAAUCGAAAAAUAUUUAGGUAAUAUUAUGUCCUACACAUUCUAUUAAAACACCUAAAUGACGACGCUGAUAUUCUCUAAAAAUCUUUCAAAUAUUCUUCUUAUAUCCUCUUAAGAAUUAAAAAAUAUGCAAAAUAAACCAAUAUAGAUUUUUUUUUUUUUUUCAAAAUCAUGAAAAAAUUAUAGUUGUUAAAUGAUUCGAAAAUAAUUUUUUCCAGAUAUCUUAUUAUAAUUAAAAAAAAAAAACAAAUUAGUUUUUUUCUAAAAAUUUACACAAUAUUCAAAAAUAUGCUAAAUAUACUAAAUGGCAUAUUAUGCAAAGAAAAUGUCCCAUAAACUCUGUGGUGGACGAAUCGCCUGCAUGUUUUACCCUUGUAAAAAAAAAAAACCGCGUAUUUUAUUAAAAAUGUACAAAAUACGGAAUCUAAUAAUAACAAACAUGCCGUAAUAAUUCGACUGCGCCCUCCGGACCAAACGAGCAUUAAACGAGGGCCUUAAAUGAUAGCUUAAAAUGAUUUUAAUUGAAGUACGAUAAAAGACGGGUUGAAAUUCACCGUGUUAUUGCGGGAUGAGGGCCGUUUUUUUUUUUUUUGUAUUGUUUUAAACACUUCUAAAGGCCCCCAAAUGAAGCCAAAGAAACGAAAUUAUUAUAUACUCGUACACGCACGAUAGCUUAAGUGUCAAUUUUGUGCUAUUUGAGGGUUUCAAAUUUUAACACCUGGGCCAAUCAAAUUUUAUUCUUUUAGUUGUUUAGUAUUAAAUAUAUGGUAUUUUGUUAUUAUAGUAUUCGAAAUUUGUUGUUGUUUUACGUAACAUAUAAUAUUUCUAUAGCAUAAAUAAAUUCCAACCCGGAGAUUCGACCCUUAUAUAGUGACGAAGCUUUAAAAGGUCGAGGUUGUUUUUUUUGUUUUCGUUUAAUUUUAAUUUUUUGUCUAAUUAAUUUGAUGUCAGCUACUAAAUAGCUGAUUUUUCGUGAUUUUAACCGUUAUUUGUUCGUGAUUUUAUUUUUAUAAAACAGGACAGAAAAAACACUAGGAAAUUGCAUAUAGAUUAAUGAAAUCACGAAAAUAUAUUAUUGUAAAAACCAUAGGUACUGCGUCUAGAAAAUUACAAUAAAGUUAUGCCAUGUUGUAUAUCGGGUUUCUACAAUUAUUUCUUCCUGAUACCAAAAAGCAAAAAUCGAUUUUCAAAACUAACGACUCGGCAAUGUUCUUAACAUAUAUUAUCGUUUUAUUGGCAAUUUUUUUAUUUUUUGUCGGUUUCGUCUCAUUGUAUUAAAUAAAAAUACGAAGAAAAUUGCAAAACAUAACCUUCACUGCAAGAAAUCUUCUAAGGAAAAAUAUACACUCAAAUUCCAAUAAACAUUAUUUAUUCUUCGUACCGGGGGGAAAGUAAAAAAACACGUUAAACGUUGUCAUCGAGACUCGGUGCGAAAAAAAAGUAACUACUAAUAACUGCCCCAUUUACCUGUUUAUUGUGUUAAAAGAAAUAAAAUCCGUGAGAAAAAAACGAAUACAUUUCCCAGAUCACUACAGUUUUAUAACUUUCGAUAUUUUUAUUCAAUAUUUUAAUUUUAUCGCUCGUGUUCAACAACAUUAUAAUAAUAAUGUCGGGUAUGUAUACAGGACGAACACGGCGACGAUCUUCCCAAGAGAAGAAAGCCUUUCCGAUUUUCCAUAUUUUAUUUUAUCUCCUUGAUUUUCAAACGACCGCGUCGACGAAGAUGCGCCUCUAAACGCCGUGAAACUAGCAGUGGACAACCGCCAGAUGAGGCAAGUGAAGCACAACCUCAUCUAUAAUAGUUUUCUUACUAUAGUAGAUGAACUUAUUAUGUUGUAAAUGCCAUCUUUAAAAUAAACACUGUUCAAUACAGUUAGUUACUGAUAACAGCGGUAAAUCAAAAUUAACUAAUAAUAGUUAUAAUAAUAAUGACAAUAACAAUAAUAAUAAUAUUAAUAAUAAUAAUAAUAAUGAUAAUCGUGCAUUAUUUUAUAUUCUGAAGGUAUAUUUCACGUCUCUCUAAAUUAGCAUUCGUCUCCUUCUUGUAAUCUAAUCUAACCUAACAAUAUUUGCCUCGCCACCAGCAAGGCUUGCGAAACUGCGGAAAAUUUACAUAAGAAAGUUCGAUAGUAGAAUAUGGAGGACAAUUAAUGGAUCAACAAGAGAAGCACACGGAAGAUGAAAUUUCACUAACGGAUAAUUACGAAAAAAAAAAAAUACGUACAUCAGUCGUAAAUUUCAUACGAAGAAUCAAGGUGGUACAAUAUGCAGAAUGGAGCCGUAUAACUACGGACAAUACACCUAGGAAUCGGCGUAGGAUAUUUGAAUGGACGGAUAGAUGGAUCUAUUAGUUUUACUGUGACGUGUGGUUUUGUAUUUUUUGUGUUUGUAGAAAACUUUUCUACCAGAAAUCUUGGUACAAUGUCUACACAGUGUAGCAUCUUUUCAGACAGGUGAUUUUUAUCUAACUGGUGCAUAGAGUCUUCCCUAGGUUAUUCUUUGGUUUUUCAAGGGGUUUUCGAAAUAAUAUGGAUAAAUCCGGUACAAAAUUUAUUAUAGGUGAAACGCAAAUAUUUACGGCGUGCCGCGGCGUUACCGAUUUCAUUGUUUUUAAUGUUUGCAACUUAUAUAUUCUUCUACCAGCAAUAUUGUUUCAAUCAAAUAAUGACAAGAUAUCUUUUUAAUAUAUAGCCAUUGUCAAAGAAAGCCGUUUUUUGAUAUUUAAAUUAUUAUUCAUAAUAAUUAAAAAAAACUGAAAAACACGAAGAAUGAAAGGGAAAAUUUACAAAAAAUAAUUCAUUCAUUAUUUUAAAUUCUUUUUUUCUAAUGUAAUUCAGUAAAAAAUAUUCGUAAGAAAUUGGUUUUUCUAGACGCGGUGAAAUUCCCAAAACUUUCAAGUCUUUUUUUUUUGAGCUUUUUACAGACAUUUUAAUUUAUUAGGUUUUUUAUGUAAUUUUUAUUCAGUAAGUACCUACUCUACAGAUAAAAUUGUUAGACUAAACAGAAAUGCUUGAAAUUUUUACAGGAAGUUCAUUAUAAAUCUUAUUUAAAGUCUUUCAAAACAAAUAUUGAAUGUAAUAUAGUAUUUUUUUUUUUUUUUUACAUGAGUUUUAUUACACAUUUUGACAAAAAUCUUAAAUAUUGCGGCCUUUCAAAACUUGUGUAACCGAAUUUCGCUCCAAAUUGUUUUUCGUUUACAGCAAUUUAUCGUUGGUUAAAGGUAUAAAUUAAAUAACUUUAUGAGCCCCACUUUCUCAAAUAUUCACCUACAACAGUAGCCACACAUGUCUCCAGUAUCGGCUGUUUUCGUUUUCUUUUUUUUUUUUUGUGGCAUCGUUGACGGUUUGGAAACCGUGUUAUCAAUACUUCCGAUCUGCCACCAUAGUUUGUUGAUGUAAUAGAAGAACAAGAGUAGAUAGAAGUAAUUCUGGGUUAAGAACAAAAUGGAGGGUGGUUGUAAGGGUAGCAAAAAUUCCAAAAAAAGAAGGUAUCAUAAUAAUGUUUUCCAUUUGGCUAUAGUAUUUGGGAGGAUGCAACUGUAGGCAAUUUUAAAGAAUCUUUUGAGAUAUUUUUGAAUAUGUAUAUAAUUAAACAAAAACAGAACACAUUUAAAUACAAAAUCUUGAUUAAAAAGUUCAUCAAUGAUCAUAUAAUUAUUCUCUAAAUAAUAAAUAAAUUGUUUUUUUUUUUUUUUUAUACAGAUUUAAAGUUUAAAUACCAAUAAACUUCAUAAAAACCACGACAAAUACUAAAUAAUUGUGUAUAGAUGUCUUAUUAUUUUUUUAUUUUAUUUUAUAAAUUCGCUUUUCCGCGCCUUUCACGCAACUCAGAAAUUCGACACCACCCUCUGACCACUAUCAUCGUCAACACUCGGGCUAUCUGAUGAUCGGAAAAUAGUUUCGAAAACUUGUCCAAAAGCCGCGAUAAAUAAAAAUAAACUUGAACAGAAAGUUUCCCUGUAUUGUAACGGAAUUCUCCAGGGACGAAAUUUCACCAACAAAACUUACGACAUAGAUACUUACCGAAAUUUUAAUUUCGUUUUUUUGUUUUGUUUUUUUAGCCAUCCGUAAUAUCGGACGAUAUCGGGAGUAUGAUAAGCCAAUGUGAAUACGGACGUCAAAUGUUUAGCCAAACGGCGUUUUACAAAGUAAGUAUAUACUAAGUAUAAUUACCGUUCUUACUCCAAAUUAUAUUUUGUAAUAAUCACUGUUAUACAAUAGUUUUUAUUUAUUAUUUAUUUAUUUUAUUCAAGAUAUAAUAAUGCAAAUUAAAAUAUAAUAUUAUAACAUACUUGCGUAUAUGGUAAAGCAAUAUGAUAUUAUAACGAUUUAAUAACUAAUUCUUAAUUUCUACUAAUAUAAUAUUCCAAAGAUUUUCAAAAACGAUAUAAAGAAAAUUAUAUACAAUACAAAUACAAGUUAUUAUUAUCCGAUACCUAUUAUUCGAAAUGUGUAUUCUUAAUUGUAGCACAGUUUCAAUUUUAUAAAUCAUCUGCGGGUGUAUAGUUUAAAAAAUACCAACAAUGACGAACAAGAGACGUCGAGUUGUUAACCUAACCGGAGUAUGUUAUUUAUAUAGUCCGGUCACAUUUAAAAACAUGAAAGAUUCAUUCGCUUUCUUUUGCUUAGGUCUUAAUCGGACCAUUUAGGUUAUCCGUCGCUUCAACCAUUUAUUCUCAUUUAUGCUCACGUAGGUAUCUAGUUUAGCGUUUAUCUUGAUCAUUGGUCAGAUCUGUUCAUACUGAGUCAAUCCAUAUCUUGCCGCGAAAUUUUCCUGAUAGUCUUGUUCGGGUUUCCUACCUUUUACUAACCAGAAAAUUGCACGUAUACUCGGUCAAUUGUGUAUUAUAAUUCGAUUUUUCCUAUUUCGAGUUUUCCUAAAUACAUAAUUUCCUUAGUGUAUAGUUGACCCUGCGCUCGAUAAAUAGUAGAGGUACGAGAAGAAUACAAGUCUGAAUGUCUAUUCGAGUUUUUAGUGUUGUAGCAAUAAUCGUGUAAAGUUUGUAGGCUAAACAUGAUAUAAUAAUAAUAAUAUCUCAUAAGUCGUAAACGUUAAAAGUUUCACUUUGAAUAAUUUGCUACGAUCAGACGCUUUGUAUGAUUAAUUUGAGUUUGAAUGGCGAACACGACCUUUAUGUACAUAAAUAUUUGCCAUAACUAUUUGACCGGCCGGAUAGACGCUAAAGGUGUGAAUACAAUAAUAUUUUCUUAUUGUAAUUUAUCGUUUGACCGGAAUUCGCUAAGAAAAAGAGUUUCACGUCCAUUGGUGAAAUGGACAGUAUAUUGCAUUUUCGAUUCUUAUUGUAGCUUAAAAGCUAUUAGUAUUACUAAAAUGUGUAUUUAAAAAAAACUUCGAAAAUACUUUUCGAGUUAAUAACAAUUAUUCCAUUUUUUUUUCAUGCUGUACGUUAAGAGAUGAGGAAUUGCCUUAUUGCGGCACUUUAUUUGAAAGACAUGCUUUUAAAGACCGUUUUUCUAUGUAAAUCGAAUGUCCGUUUUCUUGGUGCUCCACACAGAAUCGUUUUUCGAUUACAACGCUAUAACCUAUACCUUUCGAGCUUUUAACGGACUAUAGAGAUAUACCAAUUUCUCGGAGUACGUUUAGCAUUUUAUACUUGUUUUUAGAAUUUUUUGGAAGCGUCCCAGUUUUUCGGUUGAACAUUCGAAAAUCGUCACCACACUCAUGCCUUACGGACGGUGAAGCGAUUUAUUUUUUAAGGGGGAUAGUCAAUGUUAAACAUCAAUGAUUUAAAAAAAUAACCAUCUCCUUAAACAGCUUUAGGUGCUGCUUUGAUAUGCACCCAAAAUUGCAUACCUACUUCGGUGAUCUUCUAUAAUCGAUCUAAUAUAAGUAUCAUACACGUAUGAUACUUCUAUGAGAACUAUGCACGAUCUAAAAUACCAUAUUUUACACAGUUAAUUAGCUUGCCUUGUAAAGUGAUUAGAAUACGAUCAUUCAUCUUUUUGUUAGCAGUUUCCUACAUGGCAUUGGUAAAGGACUCUGAAAACACAUUUCCAAACAUUACGAAUAUAAUUUGAAUAUAACCUAUAAAAAACUAUACUGUCCUAUUUGUCGUUUUUGGUUAAAUAAUCAAAAAUCAAAAAAGGUAGAAGAAUUAACAUUUUACAAAAUUGUAGCAAUAAAAAAAAAAAAAAAAGGUUGUGAGCAGAUCCUUUAAUACAUAAAUAAAUUUAAAAUGACUGAACUUUUUGUUAGAAAUAAGUAUUAAGUCUUAAUCAUAAAUGUUAUUAAUUGAUUAUGAGUAGAGCUGUGAAUUUAAUGCACUAAAAACACCUUAAAAAAUGCAAUAAAUAUGCACUUAAAAUGCAAAUUAUGCGCUGAAAUACCAAAAAUUGUAUUAUAAAAUGCACUUUACAUGGUUUAAAUUAAUUUUUUUAAUAAAAAAAAUUAUAAAAAUGUUGAUUAAAUUUAAACUUUGGUUUUGAAGUUGAUUGAUUCUUUAAUAAUUCUAUUCGCCUGAAACAUUUUUUAAAAUUUUUUUUAUGUAUUUAUUUUGUUCGAAAAAAAAAUCUUUUCAUAGAUACUAAUUGACGGACUUUGAUCAAAAUUACCAGAAAAUGAAAUAAAAAAGGAAAAUUUGACCUAAAAAGGCAAAACAAUAACCUGAUAAAAAACAUCAAAAAUGUAAAAUACAAUUUUAAAAAACGGAUUUGUUGUUGCAUAAUUCAAAUUAUAAACAUACAAAGCUACGUUUCUCAAUCAUUUCCAUGCAACUAAGUCUUAAAUUUAACCUAUUUAUUACAUAAACAUAAAAAUUAUUUGCAAUUUAAUUUUAUAGUAUUUUAUUUUAAAAAUCAUUAUACAUAUAUAAUUAUAUUAACAAUUAAAUGUUAAUAAUAUAGUAAUUACUUUGUACCAUAUUAAAAGUAUUGGUAAUUAUAUUAUUUGCGCUUUUGAAAACCUUAUACCUCAACUUUAAACUUUCUAUUUGUUAAACAGAUUUUAAAGAACAGCGCUGAAUAUUAGUGGUAAGUUUAAUAAAUGACAUUAGGGGGGAAUAGUAUAUCACUGGAUCCCACGAUUUCUCUCCGUUUUAUUUUCUGUGUUUUGUUUACUUUAAACUAGAUUAAAAACCGAACAAGUGUUACUUACUAUUACUUUAAAUAAAGUAAAUCAAAGAAUUCAAUUAUGUUUGAAAAAUUAAAAUUGGGCGACUGGAAAUGGCUAAAUUCUCCGAAUUAUUAAUCUAAAACUACGUUAUAUUUGUCCGUAAAACCGGUCUCCCUCAAAUAAGUAUCGAAAUACUAGUAUAAAUCAUAUCAUUAAGGCUAUUAAUCUUAAAAGGUAAAGAUAAUUUUCAAAUUUUAUAAAAUUUUAAAUACUAUAGAAAAUUAUUCCCGACCUCCGCAACUUCAUUAACGUAGUUCAUUAUUAAAAAUUGAAUUUUUUUUUGUGGGAGGGAACGUUCUUAACAUAAUCGUGACACAUAGGUACAAAAAGUAGGUACAUUAUGUCUCGGAUUAUUUUUAUCAUUUAAUAUUUAUUUAUUUUAUUUGAAUAUCAACACCACAAGGCCGCAUAAUACAGAUUGAUAACGAAUACAGUCAUACCGUAUUAUAUAGUAUGGAUAAUAUUAUAAGGAGAAAAUGUACAACAAAAAAUUACUUAAAUACAUUAUUAACGUACAAUUAUGUAAAACAAUAAGUACAAUACCGUCAGGACCUGAAGAGAGUUUUGGUUUAAGUAAGGGUAAUACAUCAAAAAUAUCAGUGAACAAAAUGUCAAUAUAAUUUAAGUUAACCAAACCAGAGGGAGAUGUGGUAUCAGAUUAGUUAGGAGGGUUAGAUAGGCCAUGAACCGAUUUAAAGAAUGAAGCAAAAAGAUUAUGACCAUUAUCAAGCGAGCACUUCCUCACUGAGCAUGCCGCCGUAUUGCCGGACAAACAGUAUACGGAUUGCCACAAUAGUACCAUCGUCGAAUUCGGGUUCGGGGUCGGCCCAGUCAACAAUGGUCCCCUCCGGGACAACCAGUCCUUGGCUUCCACGGCCGUGGCUCGUGAUUCGUAGUCUAGAAAACAGAAGCUCCGAUUCAUGGUUGGGUUCUUGAAGUUCUUGCAAGUGAUCACGUGGACCAGUCCGGGCGUUUUUCGUUUAAACUCCGCGCAUAUGUCCCAUUCCGUCUUGGCGUUUGGCAGCUUGCCCACGAACAGCCUGUGCGGACCGUGGUCCCGGUCCCGGUGUUCAGUUCUGAUCCAGAUCCCGUCUCUAGUCUUGGUUAUUGAAUAAUAAAUAAGAAAUUGACAAAGUUAAUGAAUUAAAAUUAACUUAGUUUAACAACAUAUGUUAUUUAUUAACUCGUAAUAUACAUAUCUAUGAAGUCUAUCUGAAUAAUUUAUAUAGCUUACUUGAAAAUAUUUAACUAGCUACUUGUAAAUAUUUAUCUAGAUAAGUCAAAAAACGAGUAAAAUGUUAUUGAGGUAAAAACCGAAAACUACGAGGAAGCAAAACUUAAAAAAAUAUAGUAUUAAUUUAUGUCUAGAAACUUAUAGAAACAGAUAUUUAGAAGUGAAUACUACAAAUAAAACGCGAAUAAAUGCAUAUCGAAUUAAGUUAAUUAUACGUGCUUCCAAAAAGGGCUACUGUGCUUUAGAAAAGUUGUUUCAGUCAGAAUUCCUUUCUAGGCGAUCGAUAUGUAACGCUAGUUCUUAUAUGUUUCCUGCGUAUUAUAUAAAAUAUUGUGGAUGAUAGACUACAAAAGGAGCCGAAAAAAAAUGUCUUGUUUUGAAAGAAGAGAUCUUAAUAUACACGAGGAACUAAUAGAGCAGUCUACCGAAUUCCUCGAAAACCCUUUAUGAAUGCUUACCUUAUGAACAAGCCAUAUUUGAAAGUUGAACGGCAUUUCGAAGAAAACCUCAAUAGCCGGUAGGAAAGAUGAAAAAAAAACAACCGAAAGUUUCACCGGCGGCGGAUUAAAAUACUCACCACCUAUAAGCAAAGAAAAAAUAUCUCAUAUCCCUUAUUACUCCUUCAAUUCAUACAUAUUUUUUUAUCUUUUAAACCAUAUUUGAUAUACAUAAUAAUUAAUACAAAGACGAAAAACCGUACACAUUAUAAAGUGCAAACUAUUAAUAUCGUUACCUCAGAAAGUCAAAAUUUAACAUACACAAUAAAAAUCAUUUUAAUUCAAUAUUGUUGUUUAUUGUUAUAAAAUUUAAAAAAAAAAAUGAAUACUCAAAAUAUCAUGUAAAAUCGAAUUUUAAUUUGGCGCUUAUCGAAUGAAUCAAAUUUGUGGCUGAUCAAACAAUUUUUAUUAUUUUUAAUUCAUUUGAAGUACCAAGGUGUGUAGCAACUAUAUUUGUUGUGUUUAUUCUGAGAUUCUUUACCGACACCAUAUAAAUUAAACAAGUUUUCCAAUGAAACUCUUGGUGUUUUACGUCAAUUUUCAAUAAAAUUAUACAAAAUCAUCGUAAGUAUUUUCAUAUGCCCUCAUUUAUCAAGGGUAUAGCUUUAACUAAACUAGAGUAAUCAAAAGACUGUGUAAUAACCGGUUUCAGUUUGAUACUUCAGAGUUGAUAAGACUACUUAAUUGUUGACCGUGGACUAACCAGUUUUUAAACAAAACGAGAAUAUGUGUUAUAAAGUCGUUUUCUUAAAAAUGAACACAAAUAAUACCGGAGUUUAUUUAGUCUUGCGUACUAAUAAAUACUUUAACCAAAGACCUUCUCGCACUUCUCUUCCGUAUCGUUCGGGGCCAGCCUUAAGUAUAAUUUACAAUUUACUGCCUUGGCGUAUUUGCUUCACUGGCCUAAUUACUAAUAUUGAUGAUCAAACGCAUAUACAAUGUAUAUAUAUCUAUGUUAGCAUGUACAACAGUAGUUAUCAAGGGUAAAAUUUCUGAGAUAGUUGUUUGUGGUAAAAUAAAGUAAUUAAUUAAUUAAUUUUCCUAUUCUUUCUUUUAUAAAUUGAAAAUUUGAUGCCUUUAAUUUUGUAUUCUAUAAUCGCCUGCAUAGACUAUUGUAGGUAAACCUACCACUGAGUGUCGCCCUAAAAAGUGUUAAAAAGACAAAGAGAGAUACUGAUUAUUUCAAAUGCACUCGGUAAAAUAACAAUUGAGAAAAUCUUGGAGUAAAGAAAUGGGAAAUAUAACAAAGGCAGAGAAAGUCAUUCGAUGAACAUGAGAACUCAAAAUGUAAAAAGAAGAAUGUUUUUUAUCAAAAUGUUUUUUUGUCGACGGGGAUGUUGUACUCAAAGUGUACAAUUUCGAAAUUUGAUUAAAUCGUUUAAAUUAGUGACGUCGACUGAAAUUGUAAUACAUCUUGAACUACUCAAAAACGAGAUACUAGCAGCACAGUAUUCUCAUUGUCUGAUCUCUCCAUUGUAUUUUCGCUUUGAUUCUGUCGAGUAGCUUUUUCCCACAGUUAUUGCAACUCCGACUGUAAAAGACAGUGUCUUGAUUAAACCCGAAUUUAUUUUUGACGUAGUUGGCUGUUUCCAUUUUACUGUCGGUGUGCUAAAGAAGUUUUAAAAGAUUGAUUUUGUUCGGUAUCAGAUUCCGAGUUUAACAAGAAAGCUUUUAGUCUUACAAUGACACAUCUUUUUCUCUCAGAAAAAUCCUGUUACAGUUAGUAAACAUAUUCUGAUUUUUUUAACGGCAUGUCUUAAAAGAUGCGAAAUUUCUGAUCGAUGGUACUUUAUUUGAUACAUUUAUCGCAUUUUCUAGUAGUUCGUCUCCAAAGUCUUUUUUGUAUUGUGUCAGUUUGGUUUAUUUUUCGGUUACCUUGACAACAAGGGAAAACACUACCCAUACUAAUUCACUCAAAAUCGUUCUUUAUUUUCUUCAUUGCUUCAUCGUUGCACACAGUAUGUGACCUAAAUUUCCCUGUAUAGUUUAUCUUCCUAAUUCUCCGUUUACAAAAGCUAUCUUACUGUGAACAGUAUCAGGUAUCAAUGGCCAUUUUUUUUAUUUUUUUUUUUUAUUUACACUUUGAUCUAGGUAUAAAUAAUUUUUUUUCGGAUACUUUGAUCUAUAUUUUUUUAUUCACCCCGAACGAAAGAAAAGAAAUGUACCUACGUAUAUAAAAUGGAUUUAUGGCAUAUAUUUAUUAUUACUAUGAUUCAACGGCGAAUGCUUUUUUGAGUGGAAAAAAAAAGCUCGCGUAUUAUUGUAGUUCUUCAAUCCAUUAGAAAGUAUACACAAACAAAGAUGGCUUGGUGCGUAAAAACUGAAUUUUUUUUUACCACACGUACACCGGAAAUAUAAUAUUGAAAUACAUUUUUGCGACCAUAAUAAUAAUAUAUAUUCGUUUCGCUACAUAAUAUCUCGUAUUAAAUCGUCUAUCGCGUAUUGAACUAUUAUCUGCAGAUCUUUAAAAAGAUAACUUUUAAUAGUAUUUUGAGUUCAAAUACGGAUAUUGUUUUAAAAGAAUACGGCGUAAUUACUUGGCUACAAAAAUAUUGGUUGAAUUACUAUUUUUUAUUUACUUUCAUUAUUAUUUAAUACCAGCACUAGUAAAAGUUUAAAAUCCGUUUAAUAUCUAACGAGAUGUAACACGAUACGUUUCAAUUUCAAAACUUAUUUCAAAAAUUGAUUUAUAAAACUUGUUUAAAUAAAUAUUUGACUUAAAAUACAAAUACUUUUACUCAAAUACGUCAAAGUCCGUUAAUUGUUGUUAUUUUUUAAACUCGAAUUAUUUUAUCAAUUAAAUACGGUCGAAAAUGUAUAAAAUACAAGACUCGAAUAAAUAUUUUUAUUUGUACUUAAAUCUAUAGUUUUAAGAAAAAUAAAAUGAUUUGAAAAAAUAGAGGUUUCUUUUUUGUUUUAGUUGGUUUAUAUGAUAAAAAUUACAAAAACCCAUGGAAAAAAACCGCAAAUUUGUCCAUCAUGUAUUAUAGAUAAGAAAGAGAAAAGAAAAAAGAGAAGUGCGGAAGGUCUUUGGUUAGAGUAUGUAUUAGUACGCAAGACUAAAUAAACUCCGGUAUUAUUUGUGUUCAUUUUUAAGAAAACGAAUUUAUAGCACAUAUUCUCGUUUUGUUUAAAAACUGGUUAGUCCACGGUCAACAAUUAAGUAGUCUUAUCAACUCUGAAGUAUCAAACUGAAACCGGUUAGCACACAGUUUUUUGAUUACUUUAGUUUGGUUAAAGCUAUACACUUGAUAAAUGAAGGCAUAUGAAAAUACUUUCGAUGAUUUUGUAUACUUUUUUUUAAAAUUGACGUAAAACACCAACAGUUAUUCAAAGGAAAACUUGUUUUAUUUAUAUGGUGUCGGUAAAGAAUCUCAGAAUUUACACAAUAAAUAUUGUUGCUAUACACCUUGGUACUUCAAAUUACUUAAAAAUAAUAAAAAUUGUUUGAUUAGCCACAAAUUUGGUUCAUUCGAACAAGCGCCAAUGUAAAAUUCGAUUUUGCAUGACAUUUUAAGGAUUUUUUUUAGAUUAAAGGUCAUUUUUUUAAAUAAAAGCACUUGAGUGAGAAAAAACUUAAGAAAACGUACAAUUUCACAAUAUCAUUAUCUUUCAAUACACGGACAAUAUUUUUUACCAAAAAACAAAAUUUAAUUGAAUAAUCACAAUACACCUUAUUUGUUACCUUUUUAAUUUACUUUCUUAUAGUGUCAUCUUCAAAACUUUUAAGCUACUUUUGAGCUACUAAAAAAUUUAAAUUUUUGGGAUUUUUUUGCUAUUAUUCGAUUAUAGAUACACGUAGAGACUUGAAAUUUAAUAAAAAUACUUAAAUUGGACUUAUCUAGAUGCGGUAAAAUUUACAACAGUGGCCGCACCCAUCCCUAGUAUCAGCUCUUUUUUUUAUUAUGAUUAUCUUUGUCAUGGAAAUCCUAAUAAUCUCUUUUUUUAAUCGUGCUACAUUAUGAGUUGUCUAGGCACUCUAUUAUAUCUUUUGUAAAGCCUUUUCUUUCGUAACUUUUUAUAAAAAUGAACUACAAAUAUAGCUUUUUAUAGUCCAUUUGUGAGCAUGUAUACAUAGCAACAUAUCAGAUGUCCUGAUGCCUAUAUUAAAGUUAUUGUUUUGAACGAGAUAAAUGUUGAUAACGAAUUUCAGGGCGUAUGUUGGUAGUAAGAACAUCGUUCUCCGUUGGAUUUUAUUAUUUCGGAACUGCGUUCCGUUCGCCGUCAAGCUUUGUCGACUGUAUAGUUUUUAAGGGAGUUUUUUUUUUUUUUUUUUAAUGUCUUUUCUUUUUCGACAUUCACCAUUCGGGAGAUGGCUAUUAUUAUUAUUAUUAUUAUAUAUGUAUAUUAUGUACCGGAAUCGUCAUUCGUCAACGGUCCGAUCGAUAAUUCGCUUUAAUGUGCGGCGCGUGAUGUAGACGGACUUUUGCUAUUGUUCCAUUUUAUAUUGUUGUAUCUCGUACAUAUAUAUAUAUAUAAUAAUAAUAAUACAGUUUGCGCGAUCUAUGAUAUAAUAUAAUAUAUUUUGUUAUAAGCGUGUGUAUGUAUAUAUACAUAUAUAUUUAUAUUCUCUUUGUGCGUCUUAAUUAAUUUUCAGCUCGUCACUUGGGUAAAUUAAGUCGUAUAUAAUAUUUACUAACGCCGUUUAUUAACCGUGCCAACUAUUAUUUCCACAACGGUCGAGACUCGUAUACUAUUAUAUACGUAUAACGGACGUAUGAAUCCGCGCGUGAUCAUCGGGAAAAGUAAAUAGCCGACAACGCCCCCAUCGCAAUAAAACGUCUCAGCCGAUAACAGUCAUUAGAAAAAAAAAAAAAAAACGCUACUAAUAACCUUUACCGUCACUGCUUCGCGUUUAUUGGGCUGUCACGUGUAUUAUACAGGGUGAUUUACCUCGUCGUUGUAACUCUACAGAAACUUUAUUGUACACAUCGUAUAUAAUAUACAGGUAGUAUAAAAGAAACGGCGUAAUCGUACUACCUACGUAUAUAUUACGUAUAUUACCUGCACUACGGCCUGUGCGUUUUUCUCGGUCUUAAAUCUUUCGGUCGAUCGGCUGCAACUCUCCGUGAUGUUUUUCUGUCAAAAAUCAAAUCCUAUUCAACUCUCGACGACUACUAUUAUCAUUCCCGUAUACGAAUUCGCUAUCGGCCGCGUCUACUUGGAAUAUUACCGUCGCUACGUUUGACCGGGGUCAAACACGUCGUAUACGGCUUACGGCCCUAAAAAAUUUUGUCUAAAAAACGUCCGAGAUUUAUAGAAAUACGAGUAUAUAUUAAUUUUAAAACUACUGUGGGUCGUUUAUUCGCCCGACAGUUGGGGCAUUUUAUCGUCCGCUCGUAAAUAAAAGUUGCCUGAAAUCUGUAAAGGACCUAUGGUCUAUUUCUGUCAGUGAUUUGAAUGCUUCAGUUUCACUUGAUUAUUUCAUCUAGACGUGAUAAACAUCUAGAUUAAAUAUACAAUAAAUACACCCCGGGUAUUUUGAUGUGUAAAAUAUUAUCAAUUUAAUAUUUUGGAUACAUUUAAAUUAGUCUAGGCUAAAAUCGAACUUAUUUGUUUACGGUCUGCAAAGUACUUAAUCCGGUUACACGUAUAACCUUUAACAAUCCACUUCAAUAAACUAUCAUGGCGGAGCAUAUGACAUAUGAUAUUAUUUUCUCAUCGGAGAUUUUUUUUUUUUAUAAUUUGCCAAAGUUAGUAUUUUUAUUAGUUGUACAUUUUAAAUGUCAUUGUACGUACAAUAAUUCUGAAAGUUGAUACUUAAAUGGAUUUUAGGAUAUUCCAAUACGGCUUUAUUUAUUAGGAUUUUUAAUUGGCACAAAGGAUUUGUUUUAGUUUAAAAAUGUUUCACCUAUUUUUCCCCUCUCGAUUUUGCGGUCAAUACUUUUUUGAGGCGAUAAAACGCGUUCGGGUCCAAAAUUUUACAAUACAAUACAAUGUUAAUCGAACGCAAGUGGUGCUUUUAGACAAGUCACUUUUUAUUUCUAUGCGAUACUCAAAUAACAAUGCUACAAAAAAAAUUUAAGUUUUAAUUGUUUUAAUUGUUAGUUUUGUUGUGGUCCGAAUUUCUAAUGACGAAUUUGAACUUCAAAACCAUGGAUUUUCUAUCAUUGGUAACACAAUUGUUAAACUAUACGUUUUUGGUUAUUUAUCAACAGUUUCAACCAGAUGGUGAGUUGUCACCAAGCUUCAGACAAGUUCUUAAAUAUUAUAUAAUUUGUUGAUAAAACAAUUUUAAAAACACAUCUAUUCUCAUUCUUUGUGAAUCAGAAGUUUAUGUUUUUAUUUUUUAUUAUAGUCACGGUAUAAAAGAACAACAUUAAAUAUUUCCUUCUUUUUUUUUAAAAAUGUUCAACAAACAUUUUUUUUAUCGACUUUAAAUGCAAUCUUUUAUAGAGUCUUAUCUAAGUACGGUUCCCAAAGGACCGGCGGCCGUAGCACACCAACAUUCUCCGUGAUGACGCCAAAGGCAUACCCACCACGAAACUUCAAACUAUUAUAUAAAUAUUCUUAAAAGAUAAUCAUUUUUUUUUUUUUUUUUAUGACUUGAAAAACAUAUGUCACACAAUUUUAUUACGCUGUAGGUGUAAAUGACAGACAAAGAUAAAAUAGACGAACCGCAAUCAAUUUUUUCUCUAUUUAUAUCACAACACUGUGUAUCAACUGACUUUUACGCUACUUGUGGUUUAAUUUGGCGUCAUAUUUUCUACUGCGAUAAUAUUAUUAUUUCCAUUAGAACCAUUAGAAAUUGUAGUAGCUGCUUUCAACCAUUGGCUUAACCCUCAAUUGUCUCUUGUACCGAUAUUGGAGUACAAGUUGUACGCCGAUUUAGUGCCCUUGAUAAAUUGCUCGAUAUCAGUCUAUAUUUGUCCACGGCGUAGGGUCGUGCGACGUUUUCGGACUUUACAUUUAAAAUUAACGCAUAUUCCGUCGGUAUUUAUUAUUGAUCAUUCCGUUAAAGGCGAUUUUAUGCCCGAUUUUCGAUAUAGUGUUGUGUAGACAUCGAAUCAAAGGAAUUACGCCGAAAACCGAUAAAAAAAUAAAGGAAUUACCUACAUCCACCCCCUGAGUAUUUUGAACAGCUCGUGAAAAUAUACAACGACUAAAAGACUGGAAUCGUAUACAUCUGAAUAUUCAUGAGUGUAUAGCGUACGCAUGUUCAUAAGGGUUUGCAAUGUGAGCGUUUCAAAUCAAACCGAUUUUAUAGAUUAAACUUUAAUUCAUAUAUUCGAAGGGUAAAGAAAUAUUUCGUUAUCAACACAUAUAAUUUUUACAUUUUAUAUACACCAUUUUAGUAAAUUUAUGUACUAUUUCCUUUUUCCAAAUUUAAACAGUUUAUACAGUAAUUUACAAUUUAUACGACAGUUAAAUGUGUUAAUCAACAACUAGUUUCACACAUGGAAAAAGUUUUUAUUAUCGAAAAUAAUUUUUCUUAAUUUAAUACAAAUAAUUAUUUUUUCUUCUAAUGGUCUGUAUGCAAAGAAAUAAUACUGUACGAUAGUUACUACGGUUUACGGCAAUACCACUUCUGUGACGUUUACACGACUUCACGACCAAAUAUUUAUCUUGUUGGUUGCUAUAAAUGUUUGUUAAUUGAUAUAAUAUAUGAAUAUUUUCAAUUUUAUAAUUGAUAAUUUAAUAAUACUAACCGUUUAAAAAUAAAUACGCACUGUGUGUUGCAUAUAUGUAAAUAAUAAAUAAAUGUCGAUUUGUUUAAUUUCCAAGUGAUAAAUUUUUCGAUGAAUUUAAUUGCGUAUUUUGGAUAAUUAUAGCGUAUAUUAGUGCCGAUUUGGUUAUUUCAUUGUGUUUUUCAAAUUUUUAGUGAAUAUUUUCCUGGUACUUACAGAUGACAAAUCGGCUUUUCGUUUACAAUUUAGACAAAAUACUACGUAGAUUUUCAAAUUAAACACCGCCGAGUUGUAAUUGUUUUUUUAUACCUAGGAACUUAAAAUUAUUGAAUUUUUAAAAUUUGUCUUAUACUUACAGGGCAAUAAAGUUGCGCUGAAAACGUUAAAGAGAUCACGUUUGGAAUUAAAACGUCCGCUUCUCCUGGAAUUUAAAAGGGUAAGUUUUUUGUAUCACGUACACUAAUAUGAUAAUAAUAAUAUGCUUUUUUAUUUAUGUAUAAUUUUCACUCGCAUGUCUUCGCGAUGCUUAAUUAACUGUGUAGUACCUGCCGUCGUGCACAUGUUGGUAUUUGUUUUUUUUAAUAACGCCUUUACGUUCCAAGAAGCGCGGUUGAUCUUUCACAUAGUUAUUUUGUCUCAUAUUUUCAUAUAAAAUAUACGCAAGACGUGCUUACCUACUUACCUAUUCAAAUAAUAAUUACAUUCUUUUUUUCGUCAGAAAAAUACUGAAUGAUUUUUUUUUUAUCAUGAACCAGUAAUUUUCUCAGAGAAUUCCACGUGAAUUUUAUUUCAAUGUGGAAUCAUUUAUUCUUUUUUUAAAUUCCAUUUUUAGAUUUUAACCCUACUCCGUAUACCUUUAAUAAAUAUAUACUUUUUUUCAAAUAAAAAUCCCCCUUUUUGAAUACAAAUCCGAAUAGAGAAUACUUUUCUAGACAUUUUGUUAUUCAAAACACUAUUAUUAGAAUUAUCGUUUGUGAAUUAUAAGUUUAUAACUGUUUUAAGUAUACACUGAAGGAGUAGGGAAGGAUAAUAAAUUGCAUAUCUAUGUUUAAAUUAUAAACUAAUAGUUAUUCUAUACUCCUCCGGUCUAAACUUUAAACGGUUAUAACUCAUAGAUGGUAAAUCUGAUAUUAAUAUUAUAUCGCAUAUUAAAAUUUUUAAAAAGGUAUUCUCUAUUCGAAUUUGUAUUUAAAAGUGGAUUCCUGUUUGAAAAAUGUAUGAAUACUUAGUUAAAGUGUGUGGAAAAAUUAAAAAUAUGAUUUUAAAAUAAAACUUAAACGAUUCCACAAUGAUAAAAAAAAACCCCCAGGAAUCAAAUUUACUUAAAAUUAUCCGAGAAAAUUGCUGGUUCGUUAUAAAAAAAAAUCAACCUUUAUAAGUAAUCUUUUACUAAAGAAAUGUUAUCAUCACCUCAGUAAAAAAUUUACCCCACCCCAACGCAUCAAUCAAAUUUUUCCAAUAAAAAGAUGGUCCUUUUGUUAAAUUCCACCAGUGAAGUUUUACUCCCUGAUAGUUUACUGAUGGGGUAUAAUUUUCUAGCAAACAGUUACCGGGUGGAGAGUCAUAAAUAUUCACAAACGAAAUUUUACUAGAGGGGUUUUUAUUUUCAUUUUUUUCAAACAUUUUCUACAUCAAAAUCGAAAUACUUUUUGCCGAAUAUAAACUUUAACAGCCGUUUAACAUAAAUUUAAAUCGCUUCAUAAAAAUAAAUUUCGUUUCUAUUUGGCAAAAGCCGUUGGAAAUAUUUCGGAAGAAUUGUAUAUUAUACAUCGUUUCAGCUCAAGGAUUUGCACCAUGAUCAUUUGGUUAGAUUCUACGGUGCGUGCGUGGAAGCCAAUUAUUGCUGUUUGCUGACAGAGUACUGUCCAAAAGGAAGUUUACAGGACAUACUGGAAAAUGAUCAAAUAAAACUCGACUGGAUGUUCCGGUACAGUUUGAUGCACGACAUCAUCAAAGUAAAUAUAAAAUACCGAUCUAUAUUAUAUAUUUUUAGUGGUUUCUGUCGUAUUAUUAUAAGUAAACCUGGGAUUUCAAUGAACUCUGCAUUGUUUUACAAAGCUUGCACAAAUUAUAAUUUUUUAAAAAUGCAAAAUAAAAUGUCUUGACAAUUUUUAUUUUAAAAUACUUUUUGAUUCAUUAUUUUAAAUUUUUAGAACAUUUUCGGAAUUUUAAGGGGCAUCAUAUUCCCAGCCUCAAUACUAUUAUUACAUUGUUUUCAGAGUGACUUAAGACAAUCAACUCCAAAUUUAUUAACCACAAGUAUAAUUUUCAUCGGGAGACUACAUAUCAUUGUAAAAACGUUUUAGGCCACUUUUGUACAGAAAUAAUAAUAGGCACCUUUAUAAUACGAUGUCUAUAAUAAACCGAUCGAAUAAAGGACAAAGAUCCAGACUUGAAUUUAGGUUUUUUUUUAUCUUUCUAGUUCGUAGUUAGGUACAUUUGGAAAAAUUGCGACUUUAAUAUUAUGUAGGCAAACCGGUAAAAAUGAACUCCACUGUGAAUCGUUUUUCAAUUGGUAUUUUAUCAUUGCAUACAGCAUGGUUGUUUAAAAUUUUAAACUAAAUAUCUUACAACGGCGAUCUACCAACGAUAGGUGUGCAAAGUAUUUUCAUUCGUAAUUUUUAAAUUUUUUUUUUCAAAUUUAUUUCUGCGGUAUUCCUGGAUUGCACGGGUAGAAAAAAAAUGUUAUUAAUGUUAUUGCGUAUUAUCAUUUAAGUACACUCUUAUGGUUGUCAAGGGAAACAGCGCUGUGUAUCGGAAAGAAAGGGGAGGCGUACUCCGGUAGUAAAAUAUUAUAAUCCUGUUGCGCGCAUCAUACCGCAUUUAAUUUUGGACAGUAUAUAAUAUACGAGUAUUUUAAUAGCUCCCUGUGACCGCAUCAUUAUUUUGUAAUCUUGUUUUAUUACCAGAGUAUCCGGAUAUUGCACACGUAGUACCACUGGUUGAUUUUCCCAGGAAUAGAGGUAAUAGAGGGGAUGGGGGGGGAAUCAAAUGCCUUCUCUCUUGAUCUAUACUUUUGUUUAAAUACGUAUAGCAUAUAAUCAUUAGUCGUCAUAUAACACAUUUUACUACCUAUUGAAUAUAAAAAAAAUUCGAUUCGACCAUACUAAUAUUGUUUUAACAAUUAUUUCGUUUUCAUAAUACUAUAAUAUCGGUACUUUCAACCAGGGUUGUAAACCAGUUACAAUAUUAUUAGGCAUAAUACUAUAUUAAUAUUAUGCCUUCUUUAAUGAUAUUAUAUCACAGUAGUGUAGGGGUCCCCGGCAAAAUAUCUUAUAAAUAUUUUAUUACAUAAAGUUUAUUUUUUUUUUAAUGAAGUACCUUAAAUCAACCUAAACGACGAAACAAUGGAAAGCCUCCAACGUCCGUAACCUAAGCCUAACUCACAUUUCACCUGGGCAGAACAUAUAAAAAUCAAACGUACCAUCCUAAACUUCAGAAAAAAAUCACUGUAUUAUUUGCUAGCUAAUCACUUUAAACUCGAUCUUAAAACCAUAAUACUAAUUUAUAAGCAACUUUUCGUACCUAUCUGGCAUCUGGAUUCAAAACAUCUAGCUAUGGGGUGCGGCCAAAUUGUCAAAUUUAAAUAGAAUACAGAGAUUCCAAUCGAUCACCUUGCGUAUGGUAACUAAGGGACCUUUCAAUGUAUCUGAUUAUACACUUCACACAGAUCUAAAUAUCAAAACUGUUCCGGAAAUAUCCUCAAUUAAGUAUAAACGUUAUUGUUCACGAUUAGAAAACCACUGUAACCCAUUAGUUUCAGCACUUGACUUAGACUCAAUACCUGGGAAUCCCUAAAAGAGGCUUAAUAGACGAUUAUGUCGCGAUCUGAACUUUUAAAUCAAUAUAAAUUGUAGCUGCUAGGUUCCUCCAUUUAUCAAGUGACUCGUGUCAAUAUUAUUAUUAUCAUAGCACAUAUUCUUAUUUUAAAAUUAGUUUACAGAUUGUAUAUAUAAAAAAAAAAAAACAAAGUUAAAAUAUAUUAGCGUACACAUCAUUAUAAAAUAACUUCGAAUUUAUAUUUAAAUAACAACUAAUGAAAAUAAAAUAAAUGUAUACUGUGUGUGUAUACAAUGGCGUAUUUAUAUAAGUGCUAAGAGGGCUUCAUCCCUUUAUAUUUUUCGUGUUGUAUACAAAAAAUACUAAUAAUAUAAAAAUUAUUCAGCAUUGACUGAUUAUUAUUAAUAAUAAUCAUCGCAUACUACUAAUGCAAAUAAAUACCAAUAUAUUUUUCUGCAUAAUUAUGUAUAUUGGAGAACAAUUUUUUUUGGUUUAACCGCUCUCAUUGAAAAAUCCUUGAUACGUUACUGUAUGUGUUUAUCUAAUACAAUUAUCAAUAACCACCUCUGUAUGUUACCGAAAUAGGCCCACGAAAAACCAAAAAAAGGAAUACAACUACACUAAAAGAAAUCAUUUUGUAUGUGCAAAACGCACAUUCUUCGAAUCGAAUAUAUCGGAUAUUACAAAAAAAUAAGUACCGAUAUACUGGUUUUUGAUGUAUUAUUGAAGUCCGUGUCAGUUAGACAUGACCCGUGAAAAGAAACUCCCUUUAACGCAUAUAAAUGGACACCUUUAGAAAAAUAAUACUUUUUUUUUUACUGAAAACCAUUCCUGUAUAUUUAAUGUAUGGUUUUAUAGCUAGAGAUGGUUUUCUUUUCUCUACCGAUAAUAGUUGAUUUUUUUUCUAAACAAUAUUCUGCCAGGGAGAAACAAUUUUCAAAUAGAAUAGGUACUUUUUGGUAUGACUAAAAGUGGCGAACCUAGUUCCAUUAAUGCGUUCACUCCUUCACAUUUUAACCAGUCCCGGCAUUGGUUCAAGCUAUUUUUUUUUUUUGUUCUAUAGUACACACUAACCGGACACAGCUAUCGUGUCUGCGAAAUUCCAUAUGAUAUCCGUUUCGAUUUUUCAGGGAAUGAUCUAUUUGCACAGCAGUGACAUCCGUUCUCACGGUGGUCUCAAAUCGAGCAACUGCGUAGUGGACAGCCGAUUCGUUUUAAAAAUCGCCGAUUUCGGGAUAAGAAGCCUCCGAGGAAACCCGGAAGAAUCCAACAGCGAUAGCGAUUCGCACGCCUACUGGAAAGGUUUGAGUUAUUUUUUUAAAAUUGAUCAUGAUUAAAUAACGAUAUUAUGAAUCUUACUUUAUCUCUACAUUAAACUUCGACCUAAAUCGUGUAGAUGAAUAUUCGGUAUGUCUCAGUUUUAAUAUGGACGAUGACAUGUAUAAUAAUAAUAAUAAUAAUAAGACGAUAAUAAUAAUAUUAAUAAGCCUAUGUAUCGAAAAAAUAUGUCAAAAAUUGAAAUUAAAUUUUUUUUUUUAACUCGUGAUGUAAGAUAGAGUGAAACUAGUUGUUAAAAUGUUGGUAUAUUAAAUUUUUGUAAUUAUGUAUUAUGAACUCGUAUCAUAAUAUAUUAGGCCAUUUUUAUAAAGUAAUUUCUUAAAUACGUACAAAUAUAAAACGUUUCAGUCGCACUAUCAAAAUGUAAUAACAUGCCAUUAGGUAGGACAAAUUGUUAUAAUUAAAGAUUAUAGUUUACAUUUUUAGUUAUUAUUAUUUAAAAAAAAAAUCAAAAUAAUAAAAGGUAUAAUAAGGUUCGUUGCAAUUUAAAAAGAAAAUUUACCAACUAAAUUACUUUUAUUAAGAAUAAUAAAAAAGGGUAGGUACAUCGUUAUUUACACUGAUUAAACAUGCAAGAUAAAAAACACAAGUGGAAAUAACGAUAAUGGAAUUUGUUUCUUCGGGCCAUGAUUGAAAGUACAAAAUAUUUCUGCUGUAACAACUAAUUCGCGAAACAACAACUAUAUACUCGCUCUCCCUUAAAGCUGAGAGAAAUUGCGAAAAAAAAUAUCAAUUAUACAUACUGUUUCUAAACGAUGACCGUGUAAUAUAACAAAUACAAUAAAAAAAAAAGAGACACCGAGUGAUGUUUAAAACUUAAUAAAAAUGUUGAAGUACUUGCGCGAACCCAUAAACAUCGUUUACGAAGUCUGUAAGUACCGAUAUGUAAUUAAAACUUUGACAUUUAAAAUCUCGCACGUAAGAUAAAUACGACAACGUGAAACAGUAUCCAUGUUUUUCCGUCAAAAUUAAAGGAAUAAUAAAGGAUCUCUCGUCUUGACCUUUUCGUUCGAGGACAUUAAAAUAAACAUCGUGAUUAAUGAUUGUUGAAUAGAGUAUCUAUUAUCCAAGGAGACAAAGACUAAAAAGAUAUUAAAUACCUGUUUUAGAAUUUAUUAUCAAUUCUACCGUUACGAAUGUUACGAUUUUUAUAGAAAGUGGCGCACCGUCAAAUAUCUCCCGAAAAUAGUAGCAUUUAAAAUAUAUAUAAUACUUUAUUUAUUUAAAAAUAUUUAAGUCGCUCCUUUGGAUCACUUCGAAUAUUUCCAUCUGGACCAAAUGAGCUCAAAUUCGAGAAUUAAUUUUGUUUAAACAAGCGGUUUGAACUAUUGAAAUGAUAAAAGUGAGCGUAAAUUUCAAUUUUAUUUUGAACAUGUAUGGGGAUGUUUAUUUAGCUUUCAACACCCAGUUAGAUCCACCAAAUAAAGCUAAGUUGAUGAAAUUUCAUUUGGAUACGUGUAUUGCGUUUUCAUCGAGAAUGUGCCUUUUUAGCCUAUUAACUUACGACCAUUGUCCUCCACCAUUUCUAUUUGCUAUUCUAUCACUAUAA
Cinara cedri is the source of this 62998-nucleotide messenger RNA. NCBI's taxonomy places the organism in Eukaryota, Metazoa, Arthropoda, Insecta, Hemiptera, Aphididae. The record is from the annotation of a GenBank genome assembly.